GGGGCCUGUGAGGAUGCCCGGUGUUGAUGCUGGAAUAAACAUGGCGUUGUGCAGGAGCAGGAGAGGCGGUGGCGGUUCCUGCUUGGUUCCUUCGCCUAAGGCGGCGCUGAUCCUGCUGGCGGCUCUGCUCCUGGGAGACCCCGCGCGGGCCCGAGUUCACCACCUCACUCUCAAAGUAGGCCCGCUGGAGAGGGGCAGGAGGGUUGGGGGAAAGGAGGGGGAGGAGAGAAAAGGAGAUGAGCGAAUCGGGCGGGUCACGGUGUGCCGAGGGUUGAAGCCGGCGAGGCAACUUCUUCCACCUUGCUAGGGCUGGGAUCACUGUUUGCUCUUACUCGGCAGGAGACCCUUUGAAAGAUAGUGGGCAGUGACCUCAGUGGGUUCUACUCUUGAGUAGGACUUCGUUGGAUGAAGCCCAUCCUUAUCGUUAUUGGUUUGUAGGCAGUGUUAAGGCUUACUCGAGAGGAAACCGUUGAAAUCGGUGGGUAAUGGAUCGGAAAUAACCAACAAUAGUAAUAAUAAUACUGUAAUACCCAAGAGGAGACCUCUUGAAAUUGAUCCGUGUGGCUGACUCUGGGGUCACUGCCCUCCAGUGGGUAUUGUAGGACUUAGAUGGCUAGAACCUGUUUUUAUUGGGUUGUAGCCAGAGUUAAUGUUACUCAGUGCAGGCCCAUGGAAAUUGAUGGUUAUGACUGAGUUGGUGUCAUUGAUUUCCAGUAGGUCAUCUCUGAGAAGGACUUAAUGGGGUGGUUUUUAUGAAUUCAUUUCAGUUGGGGGUUUGGCUGGGUUUUGAUGCAGAAACUGCUUUGGCCACCCUGUAUGAUAUCCCCUGGCAGAAGAGAGACAUGGGAAAUGCAUCCCUGCCAGUUCUUUACCUUAACGGCUUUCGAUACCAUUGGCCAUGGGUUCUUCUAGAGAAACUGUCUUGAGUUGUGGGUUGGGUGGUUCUGAUUUGUGGUAAUUCCAGUACUACUUGGAUGGUUGUUUUCAGAGGGUAAUGCUUGAGAAGUGCUUUUCGGCCACAUGGAGCCUUCAAUGUGGGGUACCUCAGAGUUUGGUUUCCCCCGCUUAUGCUGAUCAACAUCUACGUGAAACUGCUGAAUGGGGUCAUCAGGAGUUCUGUCAGCAAUAUGCUGAUGACACAACUCUACUUUUCCUUUACAUCUGUAGGUGUGGCAGUGGAUGUGCCAACAAACUGAAGCUCAAUCCAGAUAAAGCAGUGUUGUUGGGUGGUUCCCUAAGUCUGGAUGGAUAGGAGGUUGCCUGUUCCUGAUGGGAUUAUACUCCUUCUGAAGGAGCAGGUAUGUAGGUUAGGGGUCCUUCUGGACCUUUGAUUUUGCUUGAGGUUCAAGUGGCCUCAGUGGCACAGAGUGCCUUCCAUUAGUUUUGGCUGGUGGCGCAGCUGCGCCCCAUCUGGACAGGUAUAGCCUAACUUCUGUCGCCUAUGCUCUGGGACCCUCUAGGUUAGACUAAUUCAAUGCAUUGUACAUAUGGGGUGCCUCUGAAGACAGUUUGGAAACUUCAGCUGGUGCAGAGUUCAGUGGGGAAGGACAUAUUGCACCAAUCCUGGCCCACCUGCAGUGACUGCAAAGUAGUUUCUGGGCACAAUUCAAAAUGCUGGUUUUGACCUAUACAGUCUUAAAUGGCUCAGGAUCACACUAUGUCAAGGACCAUCUCUCCCCAUCGGUGUUCAAAAUUAGCCAGGUGCCUGGUGCAUUUGCACCUGGCUAUCAACCACUUGUGACCAAGCGAAGAUGCCUGGAUGCCAGAAUGGUGCCUGACAUCUCCACCAUCUGAAGGUGCAUGCCUGAGGAUAAUUGGAUCUGGACUGUUUUUACACACUAAUACCACAUCCUGUAGAAUUCUAUUAUGCUUUAUCUGUACAUUUGGAAUGAGUUUCAUGAAUCAGAAUGCUUUUUCUGUGCAGCCUGAGCAGGAGCAGUGACCAUUAAGAAAAAGAGGUAGGAAUAGGCCAGUAUAUAUGUAGACUGUCCCUGGAUCACCUCAGAGCUGUAUAGCUGCUUCUUGGGAGAAAAGCGAUGAUAAACCUAGACAGCAUCUUAAAAAGGAGAGACAUCACCCUGCCAACAAAGGCCCAUAUAGUUAAAGCUAUCAUUUUCCCAGUAGUGAUGUAUGGAUGUCAGAGCUGGGCCAUAAAGAAGGCUCAUCGUUGAAGAAUUGAUGCUUUUGAAGUAUGGUGCUGGAGGAGAGUCUUGAGAGUCCCAUAGACUGCAAGAAGAUCAAACCUAUCCAUUCUUAAGGAAAACAGCCCUGAGUGCUCACUGGAAGGACAGAUCCUGAAGCUGAGACUCCAAUACUUUGGGCCACCUUAAGAGAAGAGGUGGAAAAGUCCCUGAUGUUGGGAAAGAUUGAGGGCAGAAGGAGAAGGGGCGACAGAGGACGAGAUGGUUGGACAGUGUUCUCGAAGCUACCAGUAUGAGUUUGACCAAACUGUGGGAGGCAGUGAAAGACAGGAGUGCCCGGCGUGCUCUGGUCCAUGGGGUCACGAAGAGUUGGACACGACUAAAUGACUAAACAACAACAAAGGAAGUCAGACCUACCUCUGUGUGGAGGGACCUGCCACAGAGAAGGUGCUGUCCUGUCACAGUUCAGAGUGUCCAGAAGCUCAGAUAUUUGGAGCUUAAGUGGUUUAGGGCUCUAAACCCUAAUCUGAACACCUUAAAUUGGGCCUGGAAACAAAUGAGUAACUUAGAUAUGUUAAGUUCAAUGGAUCGAUGGUGAAUAGGACUAAGUUGCAUACAACCUAUUCUUUUUGUUACCAAUAUAAUUAAAAGUUAUUUGUGUUUAGUAUUUGGGAUGAUAAUGAGCAUUACAGUAAGCCUGCAACUUAUGUGGAGGUUAUUUUUCAGGUAUCGCACCAAAAGCCAAAAUUGUAUAUAAUCAAAACACAUUGGGUUCAAUGUUGGGUGGGAUUACCAAAGUUAUUUUUUCAAGAAUUCUGUCCUCUUUCAAUUUUUUUUUUUUUUGGCCACCCACUUAAAGCUGAAUGUGCACAAGUCAAAUAUGCAUAAGUUACAGGUGUGGUUAGUUUGAGACUUUGUAGGUAGCUGCUGAUAUGCAUAUGGACUUAGGUGCUGUGGUUAUCAUGUGCAUGUCCAUUGUCUACUCAUCUAGUUAUUAUGUGCGUGUCUCUGGUUUUGCAACCUGAGGAUAUGAACAAUUGCUUGAGCCACUUCAGAACCCUGUGUUGUCAAUAGAAUCGGGAAAUGUGGGUUAUCCUGCCUUAGCUAGGGCUGUGCUUCCCUAGAGGACUCUUGUUCGGAGUCUGGGUGUUCUCCGGGAACCAUCAAUGAGCCUGGGUAUCCAGAUCUUGGCAGUAGACUGGAACGCCGUAGGAUAGCAGAGGUGUUAGAUCUGGCCAUGAUAACGUGCCUUAGUUACAUCUAAUGUGGACUGCUCUAAUAUGUUCUGUGCAACUCUGCCUUUUCAACUGUGUUUGGAAACUUGAAGCUCUCUCUGAAUGCUGCAGAAAGGUGUUGAAUGGAAAGAGUUACAAGAACUUGUGUGGCUCUCUUGGGGCAGAGCUCAAAGUGUUGUUCACGACCUGGAAAGUUCUAGAAAGACCAGGUUACUCAAACGACUACUUUCUUAUCAAUGAGCCUGCCUUUGAGAUCUUCCAGAAAGUCCUUCUGCCAAUUCUUCUAGUCUCCAAGGCACAUGUGGCAGGGAUGGGCCUCUUCAGGGGUUGUGCCCAGACAUGGAAUUACCUUCCUAUCAAUCUCCUUCUGCUGUCAGGAAAAGACUUUAUUCAGGUAGUCAUUUAGCCUUUCAUGCUGCUUUGACUCUUUUUCCCAUUUAUGGCUUGUUGUACUGUGGCUGCUGUUAGGUGUUUGUUUAUCUGUUGGUUUUUAAAAAAUAUAUUAUUUUUUAAAGUCAAUGUAGAUAGUACUGAGCCUGACCAAAGGUUUGGCUCAUAAGGGAAAUUCUUAUUCUUUAAGAAAUAAUGAUGAAAGACCAUUUCUGUCCUGUCCUUCCUCUUAGGAGCUCAAGACAGUGUACUUCAUUUUUUCCUCUAUCACCUCCCCACCUCAUUUUAUCCUCUUUAUCCUAACCUCUAGGACUGGUCAAACGAUCACCUUUCAAGAUUCUUGGCAAUGUAGGGGACUUGAAUUUUAGUCUCUGUCACACACCCCUCCCCAAACCCUCACAACAAUCCUUUGAGGAGGUAAGGCUAAGACAGUGACCAGUUACUCAGUGAGCUUCAUAGCCAAAUGGAAUUGGAACUUUGGGGUUUCCCACCUUGGUGAUACUUAUACACAAACACCAUUAAUGAGGGCUGUUGUACAGUAAGUUCAGAUCUUUGAAAGUCCUCUAAGUUCAGGAUAUCAAUUAUUUUAUCUUAUGGCAGCUAAUAGCACCAAACUUUUAAGAUGGUAAAGCGCAGGGUGAUAUGAACCUGCCUUAUCUGGGAAAGGGCUCAGUGGUAGAGCAUCUGCUUUGCAUGCAGAUGGUUGCAGGUUCAACUCAUGGCAUCUCUUGCUAGGGCUGGGAGAGGCUGCCUGACUGAAACUCUGGAGAGCUGCUGUCAGUGAGUGUAGACAAUAUUGGACUAGGUGGAUCCAAUGAUGGGACUCAGUUUAAAGCAGCUUCCUAUACACACUGAGUCAGGCUGUUGGUCCAUCUAUCUCAGCAUUGUUUACACUUAACUAGCAGCAACACUCCAGGGUUCAGAACUGAUUCUUUCCUGACAAUGCCAGGGCCUAAACCUGGAGCCUCCUGCAUCCAGAUCAUGCAGUGUAAUGUGUAGACAAGCCUACAAUCAUAGGGGUUCUAAAAUAUGCUUCAAUCCAGGUCACAUCCAUGCUUUACAUUUAAUGCACAUGGCUUUUCUGAAAGAAUCAAGGGAACUGUAGUUAACCACUCAGAGUUGCAAUUUCCAGAGGUCUUAACAACCUACAGUUCCCAGGACUAUUUGGAGGGUAGGUCACAUGUUGGACUUUCUGCAUGCAAAGCUGGUGCAUCCCCCUAAAAAUAAAGGAAGAUUCUAGUCUUUGCAGCUUGUACUUCUGGAGAAAGGGCUUAGUGAAUCUGGGAAGCUGCCUUAUAGCUCAGUAUUGUAUAUGGCAGCUCUCCAGGGUUUCAAGCAGGGAAUGGAUAUGGUGGGGAUUGAACCUGGGACCUUCAGUAUGCAAGGCAAAAUGCCCCACCACUGAGCUGUGGCUAUUCCCUGGAUCCGCAUACAUAAUAAAAAUUGGGGGUAGCCAGUGUGGUACCUUGCAUAUCUUGUGGUCUCCUAUCAGUCCCAGCUGUAACGACUAGUGGUCAGGGAUGGUGAGGGCUGGAGGCCAGGCUUCAAUGCCGGCGGUCAGGGACAUUCCAUGGUGUUGGAACCCUGACUAAGAAGGCCCUGCCCUUUGUAAGCUGAGCUUCAUUCCAUGAUGUGGCAUGUGUUGAGCUAAGCAUACCAGAAGAUGUGGGUGGCCUUGUUUGCCAUCAUCUUAGGCAGUGUUAUAAUUGCACCCAUUACAAGCUUUUUUCAUCCCUUCCCAUUUCUUGUUCCGUUUUCUCAAAAGCUGUCAGGAAAUACCAGGCAACAAAAAUGCUUAUGCAUUCUUUAGAUCAGGGCUCAGUUGAGCAAUGUCCCUUUUAGCAGGUCAUUUCCUUCUGUUGUAAGGACUAGUGCAUAAUGCCUCAAACUGGAAAACUGCAGCUGAACAUAAGCUUCAGGUUAAUUUGCCUUCUCCAAACUCACCUUGUCUUUGUUCUCUUCAUUACACGGGGACAAAAGAAAUAAACAUGUAAGCUAUUGGGCAUUCUGUAAAUCAGGGGUGUGGAAACUUUUUGAAGAUGAGUGAGUGCCCCAUUCCCUUCUGGACAACAUUCGGGGGGCUUCAUGCCAAUGGUGGGCUCGGCCAGAGGCAAAAGUGGGCCAAGCCAUGGAUGUGACUCACCCACCUGCCAGCCAAUCAAAGCUUGGAGAUUUUUAUACAUACAGAGAAAUGUGAGGGCCUGGAAAAAAAACCAGAAAAAUUCGGGAAGAAAUUGCAAGAAACUGGAGUGCAAAUAUUUCUUUGCUUCAGUUUCACGUCAGCUUCUCAGUUGUUUGUUUCUGACACGCCCUUGUUUCCCCUAAUGUUUUCUGUCCGCUCCUCCUCCAGCCUUUGCAUCUCCAUGUCAUACACACAUCUCCGUCCUCCACUGAGGUAAUCAAAAGGCAUUGUCACAGUUCAAGGGUGUUCCAGCCAAGCAAAAGCACUUGAGAAGAGUGUGAAGGGGUGUGGCCUGGGGAAAGGGGUGUGGCCCAGGAAGUGUACUGGGAGCCAGAUAGAGAGGCCUAGAGGGCCGCUUCUGGUCCCCAGACCUGAGGUUUUCCCACCCUUACUGUAAUCCACUUCAACUUCCUAGGGAUGUUUGCUUAACAGUAAUGUUGAAGUUUACAAGCAUAAUUUUUCUCUCCCAGUGCUUUGUUGUUUGCUACUUCUAACUUUGUCAGCAUUGCAGGAAUGCAACCCUCUGUCUGAAAACUGUUCUCCACUCCUAGAAGCCAUUAUUUGGCUUUCUGUGUUGUAUAAACAAGGCUACUGUUUACUGUUCUGGUUGCAGCACCUCAAAAAGGAUUUUGUAGAGCUGGGAUGGGCCGCUAAACUGAUUAAGGAGCUGGAUCAACUCCUCUGUGAGGAAAAGUUACAACUUUUUGAAGCUUCCAAUUGGGGCAUCUGGUUGGCCACUCUGAGAGCAGGAGGCUGGACUGGAGGAACCUUUGGCUUGAGAUUCAAUCAAGUACAGUGGUACCUCGGGUUACAUACGCUUCAUGUCACAUAUGCUUCAGGUUACAGACUCCGCUAACCUAGAAAUAAUACCUCAGGUUAAAAACUUUGCUUCAGGAUGAGAACAGAAAUCAUGCUCCAGCAGCGCAGCAGCAGCAGGAGGAGGAGACCCCAUUAGCUAAAAUGGUGCUUCAGGUUAAGAACAGUUUUAGGUUAAGAACGGACCUCCGGAACGAAUUAAGUAUGUAACCAGAGGUACCACUGUACUUGUUUUGCUUUUUGUUCUUGCAGACUUCUUCGCCUGAAGUCUGCUGCACCUUAUGUCAAGCGACCUGAGGUCAUGUCAGCAGGAAGUCAACAAUGUUGGUCUUAGGUACACAUCCACGUAUGAUGUUUUUUCCUUUUGGAAUUUUAACAGGUACAGCUUAGCACACUGUACUGAGAGGUAAAGCAUUUGCUUAAAUUAGCUCUAUUCCAAUUGGAGGUUAAAACUAUGAGAGCUGGGCUGGAGGACUCUUGUUCCCUUUCCCUUUGGCCCCAGGCAGCAGGAAUAAUGGCGUCCAGCAACAUCUGCAGAAACUCAAGUUCAUCACCUCUGUUUUAGAGGAUAGGGCUGUAGCUGAGCACUAGAGCCUCUGCCUACAAGCAGAACGUCCUGAGUUCAUCCCUGGUGUCUCCCGGUAGAGCUGGGAAUACUCUUUGCCUCUGAAAUGAUGGAGAGAUGCUGCCAGUCAGUGUAGGCAGUACUGAGCUGGACUCACCAAUGGUCUGACUCGGUAUAAGGCAGCUUCCUACAUUCCUGUUUGACUCUGCAUUUUAUUCAGAACCAUGAGGACUACAAUGUGGUAGUCCUGACAUUUUUGGGAAGUUCGUUGACUAUAGACAAACGUCUUUGACAGACAGUUAAAAGAAGAGAAACAUAGUGAUUCCACUGUUCUCCUUCGCAUUUUAAAGGAACAAAUAUUGACAAAAUAUCUGAAAAAGGAAACUUUGUUGUUAGAUCUGCUUUUAAAAGAAAUUAAAAAAAAGAAAAGAGAUGGAUACAAAUAGAAGUUCUUCCCCUAGAGGGAGCCUGUGAAACUGUUACUAAAUUUGAACCGGGGAGCUCUGCAGCUGCAACAGAUUAAGAUCGUGGGAAUAGACUUCUGACCUUGUAUAACAAUGUAUUCAGAAGCUCUGGUGCGUGCUUUCUGCAAAACAAGUGCCUUAUUGGAACAGUUACAUGAGAAGGCGGACUUGAUGACUGUUGCGAUCAGAAAUUUUGAACAGGUAGUGAGUAACUAUAUAGAACCCACCCAGGAACCAACUCAGGAGUGUGCUCUGACAGAUCAGAUGAGGAAGGAGGAUGUUGCUGAACCUCGGGUGUCAGAGAUGGAGCGAGCUGUGGUCCAGCAGGAACAUGAGUUGUUGGAUCUGACAAAUUAACUUGGAAAAAGCCAGAUUUGGAGAGAUAGAGUUUUGUUUGGUUUGGAAAUGGGGGAUUGGAUAGAACCCCCCCCCCCCAUGCAGGGAUGUUUUGACUUUUCAAGUCUGGCAAUGGGCCGCAAGAUGUUUGGGGUUGUGGGGGUUCUUAACUCUGGAGGGACUUUGAAACAUGUUUUUAAAUACCACAUGGAGUUUAGUGUGGACUAUGGAAAAGGGGCUGAUUUGUCGAGAAGGGACAAAAAUACUGUCAAGUUGGAGUUUCCACGAGUGAAAGGAGCAGGAGACAAAGUAAAGUACAGGUAUAAAUAUGAAGAAGAUCUGCGGAAGGGACAUGGAAGAGACUUAAGGGCCUCGGACAUAAGAUUACCAGGUUAAUGAGCUAGAUGGAUGGGAUAGAAAGGACUGACAAAACCCGGGACCAGGAGGAAGAGACGUUGGAUGAAGAUUGGAAGAAAGUUUUAAAAAUUUUUUUAUUAGGGUUGUCUUAUAAAAUUGAUGAAUGUUAGAAAAAUGUUGGAACGAAAUUAUUUGGCUUUAGUAGAAAUGUUAAAAGAAUUAUGUAAGAAUAUGUUAUGGUUAUGAGAAAUUGGUAUAAAUAAGAUCUAAGUUUUAGGGUCUUUUAUAGUAAGAUAAGGUUAAAAUAGAUUAAUGUAAUUUAAUGACAGAAUAUUAUGAAAAAUGGAAAGGAUUUGCUGUGAUAAUUAACAGCUAGAAUACAAAAAAGGGGAGGAGUGAGGAGGUCGAUGAAAUAAGGCAAUGACAGUUAAGGAUUUGGGAAUAUUGGAUUUGUUUUUAAAUUUUUGUGGCUUAUUUUUGCUUUUUGAUUGUGAUGUGUUACGUGUUUUGUUGUUGUUUUUUGAUUUUGAUUUUGAUCAAUUUGUAUUGUUUGAUUGUGGUUUGUUUUUUUGUUUGUUUUUUCCCCUUCUUUUUCUCUUUGUUUUUCCUGUAAUUUUAAAAUUCUUAAUAAAUAUCAUUUAAAAAAAAAAAAAAAAGACUGCACUUCUCUGCAGACUUGGGAGUGAGCCUGAUGGACUCUGAGUAACAUAGUGGCACUGUAAUGAAAGCUGAAUCCUGUAUUGAUCUGAUUAGCCACUGUAGGAAGAACAGUAUGUGGACCAGAAUAGCCAAUCUGUGUGAUUCAGUGGGUCUGUGCAAUGCUCUGUAUAUAACAUAUCCCAUGGAGCACACCGGGACUUUCCUAGUGAUUUUGCAGAGAGACUGUAGCUCAACUGUAGAGUGUUUGUUUGGUGUGCAAAUAAAAUGGCUGUUGUACCACUGGUGUGGCCAGGCUUCUGUAUCUUUGCUUGCAGUGGCAAGUGCACCCCAGCCUUUCUCCCAACUUUGGCAUUGCUGAGAUGAAUAGUGCCCCAGAAGAUGUGAACAGUGAUCCCAGGUGGGAUAUUUGGUUGUGGCAGGCUUGACAUUGAAGGUGGCCACUGGGUAGGCGUGUUCCGUGGAGUCCCUCACACACAUGCAGGACCACCUUGGAAAGCACCUACCACCAGAGAGGAUGUUUUGUUUUUCCCCCCUUUCACUGUUGCACAAUUCCAUUGGCAAAUUCUCUUUCCAUGAGUGGGGAACCUUCUUGGCCAUUGUAUGUCCAAAAUGCUGGAAUCUCUUCACCUUCAGUUCUGGUGGACCACAGCAUAUGAAGCCCCUCUGGUUCAGUUCUUUGGAGCCUUGUGCAUUUAUUAUUUUCAUUUAUUUAUUAUUGCAUCUAUAUCCCACCUUUUUCUCCAAGGAGGUCAAGGUGGCAUACAAGGUCUUCCUCCUCAUUUAAUCCCCAGAACGAUUCUGUGAGGUAGAUUAGACUGAAAGAGGCAGUGACUGGUCCAAGUGAGUUUCAUGGCCGAAUGAGGAUUUGAAUCCUGGUCUCCCUGGCCCUAGCCUGACACACUAACCACUGUACCACACGCUCUAUUAUUAUUCAUUAAACCUAUUAGCCCCUUUUAAAAAUGAAAAUAACUGUUUAAUUUAAGGCACUUAUACACUGCUUAACUGCUAGCAUUUGGGUGUGUGACAUGCUUAAAAAUAACUAUACAGAGAACAAAAUGAUAAAAAAGUAAUGCCGUUUGUUAGGAGGUUUGCCAUGGUCUUCUGAUCCUCAUAUGCAUGAUUGGUGAGCUGGUAUUGUGGUUUGUCAAGCUGCAAGUACAGACAUGCGCCAUUAAGCAAGAGUAUGGAUGGGGUAAACGAAAGUAGAUGUGUGAGGCUGAUGCUUGAAAGUAAAACUAUGUUGACUUUAUUUUUCUCCCUUGUCAGUUUCCUCCAUCACAUCUUACUCAUUUCCCUAGCUGGCCUGCAGUUCUUUCUCAGAAGUUGCAAAACACUUGUAACCGAAACCGUAGAAUAAUGGGCUGCAUAGAUAAUAUAUACAUUUGAAAUCUCAAUGUGGUUCUAUGACUAAUUCAGUCUUGUGAAAUUCAACGGCUGGGUGUGGGGAGAGACCAAUCCAGCCAAAAGUUAAGCAUUUUAAAAAUCCUAUUAAUGGUAAAUUGACAUGCUUAUAUUGCUUAAAAUAAGGGUUUGAACUGAUAGUUAAUGCAUUUCCUUUUUUAUUUCCUGGUCUGUGAUUCCCCCACCCCAAGUUAGUGUAUUACAUGUAUAUAGUUCUUGUCUGAGCAUCCUUGGACUCCCCUCCCCCCUCACCAAAUAUUUUAUUGUUUUCACAUAUUUAUAGAAGAAGCAAUUAUCAGUGUUCAACAAUCCCCCCUCCAGAAGCACCAAAUUUAUAUUUAAUUACAUUUAACUUUCAAGUCAUUUCAGUUUUUAAACAAAGGUAUCAUUUCUUUCACAAGUUGCCAUGUGUGCUUGGAGGCCUAUAAUCAUGUUCUGUUGAUUUUUCAUAUGUAAUAAAACUUUGCUAGGUUGAUUGAAAAGUAGUGGUUUUCUUGUCCGGCUCUCUCGAACUUCUUUAUAAUGGCAGGUAUAGGGUUUACCAGUAGGUGUUCUUUAUAAACUGCUUAGAGGUCUUCUGUUGAGCAAGUGGCAUAUAAAUUGUUUUCAAUUAAAAAAAAAAAGACUAUGCAAGGUUGAUUGAAUUCUUCCCUCUGUCUAUUUUGAAAAAAGGAUGGUGGCUAUGAGUCAAAGCAAGUUAUUUCUUCAGACUUUAGCUGUGAUAUGUGGUUAGGGUUUGUAAGAAUUCCUCACUCUUUUUAUAUAUAUAUACACACAUAUAUGCAUACACAGACAAGCGCACACACACGCUAACUGACCCAGUGAUUUCAGGAAUCCCCAAAGGACAUGAAGAGAAAACUCUCCCCUGCUGUUGACCCCCAAUAGGUGGCUUUCUUAGGUAAAGGUAAAGGUACCCCUGAUCAUUAGGUCCAGUCAUGACUAACUCUGGGGUUGCGGCGCUCAUCUCGCUCGAAGUAAGUAAGUAAGUAAGGCUUUCUAAAGUAGUGGAAAAUGCAGGUUCAGCAUUCAAAACUUUGACACAUUCCCAUGCUCUUGUUAAUAAUUGUUUAAAGAUCCCCCCAUGCAUCCAGACUUGGCUUUUGUGUGUGUGGAUAUGCCCCCAUGAGCGUUAGCAACCAUUUCCAGUCCUGUUUCAUGAAAUCCUUUAGUUCCCUCAUUGUACAUGGGCUGUGGUGAUGUUGCCCCCUGCUGAUUAAAACCAGAAAGUGUUGAUCUUCAGAUUUCAAGUGCUCCAAGGUUGCUCUUGUUUGUGUCUCAGUGAUAAAUCUAGCGGGUGUCUUAAGAACCUCUGUCUCUGUAGCAAGUCCUGGACAUUUCACAUGUAACUGAUUUCCAUUGAGUAAAUGUAACACACUUCUUAACUGGAAGUAACGGCCAGACAAACAGCGCUGCAGAUAUUGGACAUCCAUCAGCAAGCCAGGUGUGUGCACUUGAGGUUGGGUGUGUGUGGGAAAACAGAACCAUGAGGUGUAUCUUGGGCAGGGCAGAUUGUCAUUUGAAUGAAUCGCUCCUUGUCCGCCUUCCAUGGCGCAGGCAGAGACUUGCAGCUGUGGUUUUAUUUUGCAUUUCUUGGGUUGCUGGUGCAGACGUAACAUAGCAACACAUGGUGUCCUCCAGAUGUUCAUCAACUGGCUCGGGCCUGAUGGGAGUUGGAAUCCAACAACAUCUGAAGCAGCACCAGGUUGUUGAAAGCUGGUACACCUGUCCCUUUUGGCGGGGGUGGCCAGUAUGGUGCCUUCUAGAUGUGACCUUUUGGCCAGGCUGCCUGCAGCUGAUAGUAGCUGGAGUCCAAACAACAACUACAGGACAUCAAGCUGCCCUGCAUUGCUUUUAUAUAUUUACUGCAUUUAUAUCCUAACUUUUUCUCCAAUGAGCUCAAGGUGGCAUAUGUUUCUUUUUCUCCCUCAUCUAAUCCCCACAAGAAUCCUGUGAGGUAGGUUAGUCUGAGAGAGGCAGUGACUGGCCCCAAGUUCACCCAGCGAGCUUCAUGGCUGAGUGAGUAUUUGAACCCUGGUCUCUCUCAGGUUCUAGUACAGGGGUUGGCAAAGUUUACCUCUCCUGGGCCGGUUCAUUCCAGUGGAGAUCCCUCCGUGGGCCAGAUUGUGUGCCCAUGAUUUUUGGCGUCUGCGCAGAUGAGAUUUUUGGUGCUGCGGAAACGAGUCCCCAUGCUGUGCUGUUUUAGCGCAGCGGGCGGGGACUCACUGAAUGGGCGGCUCGGUUUGAGGGUGGCUUGUGGGCCAGUUAAACGACCCCCGUGGGCCACUUGUGGCCCAUGGGCCUUAAGUUGCCAACCCCUGUUCUAGUAUAACACACUAACCAUUGCACCAGUGACAGGCUGCAAGAGCCUAUGCUCCCACCUCUCUAGAGUGCCAUUCUUCUCUCCCUCAGUGGACUUGACCAGGUUAACAGGUAUGUCAGUACCACCUUUUAAACCAAGGUUGCCACUAACCAGUUUCCCUCUCAACCAGGGUUUGCUAACUAGUUUCAAACCCUGGUUUUCAAAUCCUUCUUCAAGGCAAACCCAGAUUGACAGUAACCAUUGUUAAGGUGAAUACAAAUGAACGGAGGACAUCAUGUUUGUGGAGAGCACAUUAUCCUGGAGCCUAUCCCCCAUUAUACCUUUAACCACAAUGAGGCUAAGACUAUAAUUAUAUCAUGGUUUUGCCCAUUCUCCUCCUCUGUCUCCUAAUGGCAUCAAAGCCCAAGGCGGCUAGAACGUGCUGCUCAUAUUUUUCUUAUGAUUGACCAGAUGGUUCCCCUUCAGGAAUCUUUGGCAAUGCCUGCCUAAUUCUGAUAAUUUCCUUCAAAUCCUUCAAGUAUACUUCAAGCUCCACUUGAUUUGGAAUUCUUCCUGGCUUGGACUUUCCCUUUGUGGGCUUGGUAAAGAUACGUCAUUGGCUUAGGGGGCUGUUCAGAAGCUUCCAUUCAGGGGGCUCUGGGCACUUAGUGCUUCAGUGUCAAAGCAUUUAAUAUAGGUUUGGAUUGCAAAUAGUGCCUGAGUAAAACUUAGCUAAAUACCACCCACAAUUUCUUCCCCUCCUUGGCAAAGAGCAGUAUGAAUGGUAGGAAGAGCAUUGAGGUGUGUAAGGAACUGCACUGAACUGUCAACCUGUGCAUCAGCAUGCAAAACGAUUAGCUGUCUGCAAUAAUUGGGAACAACCAAACAGACCCAGAAUAGGCUGCCUUGCCUUUCAGAAGCUCUGCCCAGCCCAAGCACAAGAAUCAGCCUAUAGUCUGCUAAGUAACCAAUUGUUUUACAUGUCGCUUCUCUUCUGCUGUGGGGAGAGGACUCUACAGCCUUAAGGACUAAGGGCAUUGCCCAUAUGUAAAAAAAAUCUAAGGUUAUCAAGAUCUGAUGCACUUCCAGGAGGUAUGGAAUGGUAGAUAACAAGAAGUCCCUUCUUUGGGUCCCUUUGCCAUAUUGGGUAUGGUGUGUAGGCUACUGGGGUGACUGUUAUUUGUACUUGGUAAACUACUUAGAAACUUAUUUUGGUGUUAAUCAGUAUAUAAAUUAAUAUAAAGUAAAUGAUUUUAUAAAGUUGUCCCUUCGAUGCGGUGAAGGUAUCCUGUCCCCUUAGCAGAAAAACACCCCCAAAGCAUAAUAUGUCCCCCUCCAUGUUUAACGGUGGGGAUUGUGUUCUUGGUGUCGUAGGCAGCAUUCCUCCUCCUCCAAACACGGCGAGUUGAGUUGAUGCCAAAGAGCUCGAUUUUGGUCUCAUUUGACCACAACACUUUCACCCACUUCUCCCCUGGGUCAUUCAGAUAUGCAUUGGCAAACUGCAGAUGGGCCUGUACAUGUGCUGUCUUGAGCAAGGGGACCUUGCGGGCUCUGCAAGAUCUCAGUCCUUCACGGCGUAGUGUGUUACCAACUCUUUUCAUGGUGACUAUGGUCCCAGCUGCCCUGAGAUCAUGGACAAGUUCCCCCUGUGUAGUUGUGGGCUGCUUCAUCACUGUUCUCCUGAUCAUUGCAACUCCACGAGAUGAGAUCUUGCAUGGAGUCCCAGACCAAGGGAGGUUGACAGUUAUUUUGUGUUUCUUCCGUUUGCGAAUUAUUGCACCAACUGUUGUCACCUUCUCACCAAGUUGCUUGGCAGUAGUCAUGUAGCCCAGUCCAGCCUUGUGCAGGUCUACAAUCUUGUCCCUGACAUCCUUGGACAGCUUUUUGGUCUUGGUCAUGGUGGCUAGUUUGGAAUCUGCUGGAUUGAUUGCUUCUGUCGACAGGUAUCUUUUGUACAGGUACUGUAACGAGCUGGGAUUACAGGUAAGACCUCUCCCUUACAGCAGGUGCUUCUAAUCUCAGCUCGUUACAUACAGUGAAGAUACCAGGUAACCUGACAUCUGGCUGGUUGAUAGGGGAUCAAAUACUUAUUUCACUCAUUAUAAUGCACACCAGUCUCUGACUUUUGUCUUCUGGGUUUCUGGGGUUUUCCUGUUGUUAUUCUGUCUCUCACAGCUGCAAUAAACCUACUAUUAAAAUUAUGGACUGGUCAUUUCUUUGUCAGAGGACAGACGGGCAAAUUUAGCAGGGGAUCAAAUACUUUCCCCCCUCACUGUAGGUCUAGCCUCAUCCUCAUCCUCCCUCCCUGUUGAGUUCUAAAAGGUGUAACACUGAGACUGAGGAUCAGGAAGCUGCCAUGCAGGGUCACCCUUAUAGAGGCAAGCAAAAAGGGGCUGGCUGUUGGUAGACUUAUCCAUAGAAUUGUAGAGUUGGAAGGGACCCUGUGGAUCAUCUAGUCCUACCUUCUGCAUUGCAGGAAUAUGCAGCUGUCCUAUAUAGGGAUUAAACCUGUGACUUUGGUGGUAUCAGCACCAUGUUCUAACUAACUGAGCUAUGCUGAAACACUUGAGGUCCAUGGGGCAGCAUCCCACCUGCCCAAUUGCCCCCCUCUUCUCCUUGAAUGACAAGGCAUUCACCAACCCCAGUGACAAGCACCCUCCCUGCCCAUCCCUGCAUCAGCUUGCCUCACUGCAGCUUGAAAAGAAGCCCUGUUUCCUUUUUUCCAGGAAGACGUACGUCAGAAAGUCCAUCUGAACACCUUCGGCUUCUUCAAAGAUGGCUUCAUGACGGUCAACGUACACAACCUCUCAGUAAAACCGGUCGGAGUGGGUGUCAAAGACUACCUGGUAGGCAUCCCUUUUGUAUUUUGCACCCCAGCUGAAGGAAUACCCCCCAUGCCUUCAUGGAAGGGUUGAGCAGUCAAAGGGAGGGUCAUGUAUUGGGAUCAAACACCACUUGGCCCUUUGCAAAGGUCUAUCCUUUUGAGCCAGAAGUGGUGGUGGGAGCCUUUGACUUUCCAGAUGCUGCUGGACUUCAAUUCUCAUCAGACUCGGGUAACUAACAACCAGGGGUGAUGGGAGUUCCUAGAAUUGUAGAGUUGGAAGGGACCCCAAGGGUUAUCUAAUCCAACCCCUGCAGUGCAGGAAUCACAGCUACAGAAUCCUUGGCAGAUGGCCAUCCAACCUUCGCUUAAACACCUCCAAUGACAGUGCCACUUUCUGAGAGGGGCAUUGUUGUUGUUUUUAAUUUCAUUUAUGUACUGCUUUAGCAAAGUUUUUCUAAUAUGAGAAAUGGCUGCUUUUAUCAAGAAGUAAAAAGCUUGAUUGCUUUUUUUUUUUUAAACACAUACUUAAAAUCUGUUGAAAACCUCAAAUUUUAAUGCUUCUUUCUUUGAAAAAAACAUGUAUGUGCUUUUUUCUUUUUUAGGUGGGAUUCAGUUUAGACCGAACACGGAAUGAUGGAUUCUCCACCUAUCUGGUAAGGGCAUAGGUUGAGCACAUUCUAGCUCAGACAAGACCAAUUAGAACGCCCAAAUUUAUCAUUGUUUUCUGCUGAGCUCUUUUGGCUAAUGAAGAAGAAUGCUCUGCCUUGUACAAAUUCAUCUUGGACACAACAUGGACUGAGGUGACAAUGUAUUGGUAGUACCUCCUUAGAUUUAUGUCUGCUUCUCUGAAAAGUGAUGUUAUUGCUACGUGAAAACCUCUGGUGGUGGACCUAUCCAGCUGUAAAAGAGAGAGAGAGAGAGAGAGAGAGAGAGAAAGAGAGCCUUUUCGGACAGAAGUAGCAGAGAGAGAGAAGUAUAGGAUCCUAAACUAUGUUUAUUAUCUAUAUCGAUGGAGAAAAUGCCAGGAGUGUUUGCAAACCUGUAAUCACUUAUUUGAUGGUCGGAGCAUGCCUAGUUACUUCACAAUGAUAGAAAAUUGUCUUGUCAGUUAUAGAGAACUGGUACCAAAAAUUGCUGUAAUUAUGGCAGUUUCUGAGAAGCUUACUCAUUAUCUGUGCACCUUGAGAGGGCAAACAGAACUUGAAAACUAUGCAGCAAGUGAUGGAAUUUUGUAUUACAUUUGUAGUCGAUAACAAGACCUAGAAGGCCACAGGUUCCUGUACCCACAUUAGAUGCUUUGGGUGGCUCUUGUUCCUGCCUCGUGUUGCCCAAGAUCUCUGGUUUGCUUGUUUUUUACAAGCAAGCAGUACAUACGUUUUAUUAAAUAAAUAAAUGUAAAUAUAACAACUUUCUGGCUUUUAUGCACUCUUAAAUCUGUUUGGAGAAAUUUGCAAGUAAUUUGAUUUUCGUCCUUUGUUUUGGUUUUAUGUAUUCCUUGUUUGAAGUCAGAAUAAAGAAUGAAUAAUAAUAAAAAUAUUGACAAGCAAACUCCAUAGGCCAUUUACUUCCUUCCCUGAUGCAAGAAGGUGGCAGGUGUUUGGAAUCAUCAGCUUUUGCUUACUCCUUCUUCUCCAGGAUGAAGAAAUGGAAUAUUGCAUUUUGAAUAAAACACCGGACCAUGACAUCUCAGUCACCCGUCUGAUACUGGACUUCACAAAGAAGAUGUAAGAGACGCUUCUCAUAUCUCUCCAUUCUCUCACCCGCCACCCCCAAUUUGGAGCCUGUAGCAGAAAGCAUAGGCUCUGGGAAACAAAAUUACAGCCCAGGGGCCUCAUUCCCUCCUGGGGAACAUUCCAAGGGCCCCAUACCAGUCAUGAGCGGGGCCAGAAAUAAAGGUGGGCAGUGCAACGGCUAUGACAUCAUAUGCAAGGUCCAUCUAGCUUGACAUUGUCUACACUGAUUGGCAGAAGUAUUCCGGGUUUUCAAGCAGUAGGAUGGACAUUCCAGACACUACGUGGAGAUGUUAGGGUUUGAACCUGGGGCCUUCUGCAUACAAGGUAGGUGCUCUGCCCCUAGGUUACAGGCUUUUCUUAUAUAAAUAAAUAAAAUAAACAAUACAAAAAAUGUGCACCCUACCCCAGAGACCAUUAUUUAUCAUAAUUAUCCAAGUUUCCAAAAAUUUAACACUUCUUGAGAUGGUUUGACCCCUUUCUGCUUUAACAAUACAAAUUCCACAAAUGCCUUCCACAUUUCCUCAAAAUAAUUUCUCUUCCAUAUUCCCCUUCUCUGAUAGCACACAUGAAUUUAUCAUUAAUCUCUACGUUCCACACUUUAUGCCAUUCUUCUAUUUGAAAUCUACCUUGCUUGACCAAACUGCGGGAGGCAGUGGAAGACAGGAGUGCCUGGCGUGCUCUGGUCCAUGGGGUCACGAAGAGUCGGACACGACUAAACGACUAAACAACAACAAACCUUGCUUCAGGUGCAGUCUUUACUUCUACAGGGUGAGUCUUUUAAAAGAGGCUCUGUGGAACAUGUGUACUCUGUAUCUAUGAGGCCUCUUUUAAAGGACUCACCCUGUAUAUAAUAGGCUGGUUUCUACACACCCAAGCUUGGCCCUGAAACCCCAGAGAGCCAGUCAUUGUAGACAGUUCUGCCCUAGAUGGACCAGUGUUCUGACUUGGCAUAAGGCAGCAGUUUCCAGGGUUCCAAUGUCAUCUCAUAUAUUUUUUCUACCCAUAUAAAUAUUUUUGUGCUAUUAAAUCAUUCCCUCUUUCUCCCCAGUGUGCAAGUCAAGCCCAAAUCCAAUAUUCCCCAGUUGCCAGAAAUUGUAUUUGAUGACGCUGAUGGGAGUGUGAAUGCGGGAAGCAAGCAGAAUUCAGGUAAGUCUCUCCUACCCGCACUCCUAUGGCUGGCCAUUAAUUUAAUGAACAGCUUCAGUUGCAUGCUCUAUAUCACAGUCCUGUGUUUUAUCAGUAAAAGGUGCAUGUCAGUAGAGUUCACUACCGCAAUGCAACUACUGGUUCCAGUGACUUUAGAAAUGGAUUUGGCCUAGUUGUCUGUCAGUGGCAGUUAGCUGUCCUGGCUGUACAGAACCUGCAGGAGAAAAUGCCAGAAUUAGCCUUCUUGGAUCUCUUUUACUGGGGGAAAUCAAAACUUUUUGCUGACAGGGGUCCAUCUUCGUUCAGCAUCCUUUUCUCGCAGUGGCCAACCCCCUGCCUCUUGCUCUAAGCAGGACCCGAGCUGAGCACCACUUGCCCCAGCAGAAAUGUUACGCCAUGUACUGUAAGAGGAACACAGUGAAGAGUUUUCCUGCAUUUUGUGCUCUGAGUAGAACCAUAAGAAGAGCCUUCUGGGUCAGGCCAAUGACCCAUCUAGUCCAGCAUCCUCUUCUCACACAGUGGCUAAUCACUGGGAGACCUAUAUGGGAGAACCACAAGCAGGACUCAAGCAACUGGUACACAGGAACAUUGCUGUCUCCAGUUACAGAAGCAGGGCAUAGCCAUCAUAGCUGGUAGCAUGAGAGCACUGAGCACAUAGGACUGAUAGUCUCAGUAGUGCAGACCACCAUGUAAAUGACCAAGGUCCCUGUUCUCACUCUUGUGUGUUUUAUUCUUCUAGAUCCUAAGCAACCACAAUCCAAGCAAAACGUGACAGAACUCCAGGUAAGAGAGUGUUGCCUUAUUUUGAAUAUUAUUAUUAUUAUUAUUAUAUAGAAUAUGUAGCAACCAGGAACAGAAUGGACAUACACAAAACAGAAAAAUGUAAGAACAAGUACACCAUCCAAAGAAUGUGAAGAGCAUAAGGGAAAAGGGGAGAGCCAAAUACUGAAAUUAUCAUCUAAAAAGAGUCAUAGGGUAAUAGAACUGUGAAGCUGGAAGGGAUCCCCCAAGAGUCAUCUAUUCCAACUCCCUGCAAUGCAGGAAUCACAGCUAAAGAAUCCCUGACAGAUGGAGCUCAACAUCCGUUUGAAAACCCUCCAGUGAAGGAGAGUUCAGCACCUUUUGCGCAGCCAGUACAGGGAUGAAUCACAGAAUCGUAGAGUUGAAGGAGAGUUUGAACCUAGCGACAAACACAGGUUUGCCAUCCCUGGCAUUGCACAGUUCUGGGGAUGGUCAGAACUUUAAUGCUGUUGCGCUGUGUAACAUGCCCUUUAUAUGACUGCUGUUCACAAGGCAGGAGCAGCAGGGCCUUUUUUGUGUCUCCCCCCCCCAUGUAAUGCCCUCCCUAGCGAGGUGUGUCUGCCUCUCUGUCAAUAUUCAGUUUCAGGAGGGGUUUGAAAACAGCUCUGUUUACCCAAACUGAGGAACCCUGUUCCUGGCAACCUUGAGGAUGGAAGAAUCUUUUUAGCUGUAACUUCUUUUAGAAAGUUUUUAACUAACUCCCUUUUCAAUGUUUUUGAUUGUAAUUGUUUUUAGAAUGUUUUGAUCUGCUUUUGCUUGUUUUUGAUUUUAAAUUGUGUGCCUCUUUACCACCCUGGGCUCCUUGGGGAGGAAGGGUGAAAUACAAAUUCAGUUAACAACAACUUUUUGCAUAUCUUAAGGCUGCUCAGAUGCGGGUGGUUUUGCAGUUAGCAUUUUCUUUGACGAAUUCAACCUGUUCCUAGUGAAUUGGCAAUAGCUUGACUUUGUCUCAAUUGCUUCUUGAUCCAGUUGCCGCCAGAGAAGACACAUCCCAUCCAGAGCAAAGAUGGUCACUAUUCAUUCCAGGUCAGUGCUCCUGAAACAUAAGUCGGGUGUGUGAGUGUUUGCUUUGCUGGAAGUUGCCUAAAAUACCACUUUCUCAUCUUAAACUUGAACAGUCACCAAAAUCUGCUUCAAAAGCCUUUCUUGGGGCCCAGAAAUCCGAGAUUUUGGAAAUGCUUCAUUUUUGCCGUUAAUGACAUUACAGUUCUUUGUAUCUUUAUUGUUAUGAAUUACAUGGGGGUUGCUUGAUUUUGGUGUCCACUCGUUGAAAUGUUUUCAUUUAUUGUUUAUGACUUUUUAAAAAAUGGUUACAUUUUUGUGAUUGUUAAGGUGAAUUAUUCAACUUCUUCAGUGUGCUAAGCUGCCAUUAGUAUUGUUUUAACUGUGGAAAGGUGGUGUACAGAUCAGUGAUGGUGAGAAAUGGACAGGAAGCCAGUGCCAUUGGUGCAUAAUCAGUGUUCCAUAUUCCAUCUCUCUGGAUUCCACCAACACCUAGGCUGCCUCCUUUUUCUCUCUCCCCCACUGAUUAAAGUUUCCAAACCAUCUUCAGAGUCAGCCAUAAUUUCUUUUACAAUAAUCUCUUUCUUAAAAGCCUGGUCCUUCUGUUUCGAUAGCAUCACUUGGGAGAGCAGUCAUAGAUUUGUAACUCAGUUUUGUAAACUGCUUGGAAGCCUCUCUCUUGGUCAGAAGCAGUAUAAAAAUUAAUAAUGCUGAGCUGAAAGCAAGAAGUUGGUUUUAGAGUUGGGGCUAUUUAUUAUUUAUUAUUUAUUUGGGGCAUUUGUACCCCAUUCCUCAGCCAAAAAGCCUCCCAGUGUGGCUUACAUACAAUCAGUGCCCACAGGCUUACAAUUGGAGGAUGGAUGGAGGAUGGAUGGAUGGCGGCUAACAGAUUGGGGUUGAAUCCUGACAAGACAGAAGUACUGUUUCUGGGGGACAGGGGGUGGGCGGGUGUGGGGGAUUCCCUGGUCCUGAAUAGGGUAACUGUGCCCCUGAAGGACCAGGUGCACAGCCUGGGAGUCAUUUUGGAAUCACAGCUGUCCAUGGAGGCACAGGUUAAUUCUGUGUCCAGGGCACCUGUCUACCAGCUCCACCUGGUACGCAGGCUAAGACCCCACUUGCCCGCAGACUGUCUUGCCAGAGUGGUGCAUGCUCUAGUUAUCUCUCGCUUGGACUACUGCAACGCUCUCUACGUGGGGCUACCUUUGAAGGUGACCCGAAAACUGCAAUUAAUCCAGAAUGCGGCAGCUAGACUGGUGACUGGGAGUGGCCGCCGGGACCACAUAACACCGGUUCUGAGAGAUCUGCAUUGGCUCCCAGUACGUUUCCGAGCACAAUUCAAAGUGUUUGUGCUGACCUUUAAAGCCCUAAACGGCCUCGGUCCUGUAUACCUGAAGGAGCGUCUCCACCCCCAUCGUUUAGCCUGGACACUGAGAUCCAACGCCGAGGGCCUUCUGGCGGUUCCCUCAUUGCGAGAAGUAAGGUUACAGGGAACCAGACAGAGGGCCUUUUCGGUAGUGGCGCCUGCCCUGUGGAACGCCCUCCCAGCAGAUGUCAAGGCAAUAAACAACUAUUUUACUUUUAAAAGACAACUGAAGGCAGCCCUCUUUAGGAAAGUUUUUAAUGUCUGAUGCUGUACUGUUUUUAAUAUUCAGUUGGAAGCCGCCCAGAGUGGCUGGGGAAACCCAGCCAGAUGGGCGGGGUAUAAAUAAUAAAUUAUUAUUAUUAUUAUUAUUUAUUAUCUGGAAACAAAACCAUAACACAAAAGGGAAAAGGAAUAGGGAGAGCAGAGGAAAAAAUCAAACUCAGGCACCAAUUCUUAAACAAUUGUUUACCUUAGCUGGACUACUUUAAAGUGGAAUGACUCGUGAACAUUUGUGCAGAUUGUUGACAUUUCCUUUCUUCUUCUCAGUUCUCCUUCAACAUCAGCUCAGAAAACCAAGAAGGCCUCUACAGUCUGUAUUUUCACAAAUGUGUCCCGAAGAAUGAGCAGCUCCUCUUCACUCUUGAUGUGAGUUGGACUUUAGUUUGCUUUUUUUGCUUUGAACCUAGACACCUCACCCACCCAGCUCCCUCCUGGUGUUCUGGACUGCUUUGGGAGAGUGUGAGAAGGACAUCCAAAAUAUUUAUUGGCUAGGAAUGCCCCAUGGUAUCUCAGGUGCACCAUCUAAAUUGGCAGCAGUUGGUGUACAUUGGAACUGGUGGGGUGGAAGGCAGGGAGCUACAGCCAGUGACGUGCCCAGCCAGAGUUGGUGGUUGGUGGAGCCAGAACCAUACCAGGCGGAGCCAACUGAUUCUGGUCUUAUUCUCCUCCUCCUCCCCCCUCCUGAGUUCUACAAGGGGCAAAACAGACUAAGGAGGAGGAGAAAACGGACGACUAGGGUCACCCUCUGGACUGGUUCUAAUCAAAAAGGCAGGCAGGUGGGGGCUGGCUGGGAGCAGACAGUGUUUGGUGGGGCAGUAGACAGUUCACCCAAAUGGAGCAACCUCUGCUGAUCUGAAUUCUCCAUGCUGAAACCUCCUUUUCAAUUUUCCUAAUUUCCUGGCUUGAACCUCUUUUUAAAACUGCUUUAAUUGCUACACGGUUUUUUCCUUUUACAUUUGUCUUGUUUUAUUGCAUGUUUUAAUUGUUGGUGCUUAUUUUGAUUUUAUUUUUUGAAUAACUUUUUAUUGGGUUUUAUAAACAGGAAUCAUAGGAAAAAAUAAAUGAUAGAAAUAAACAGACCAAAUCUUCUCAUGUCAUUUGUACAUGACAAACAUAGCAUAGUAAAUUCGCAGUAAUAUCUACAACACGUGGUUCAUCACUAGUGGUCAACAUCUAGGUUAUUGAUUCUUGAAUUGGCUUAAAGAAAAAUGAUGGGAAAACAGGAUUGAACAGAGAUAACAAUUAACAUUGUAUAGCGUGAAUGUUUAUUUUCAUCAAAUGUGCCAGUUUUUUAAAUAAUGAGUUUUAUGCUUGCAAGUGGCUUAGAUGCAGCUUUGGCAGUUGAGUAGUUUAUACACAUUCAAUAAAUGACGAUGCUAAUAGUGCAAUGCUUUGUCUGCUUGCAGAUUGAGAUUAUGGAGAAGAAUCCAAGCAGCUACCUCUCAGCAGGAGAGAUCCCUCUCCCUAAGCUGUACAUCUCCAUGGCCCUCUUCUUCUUCAUCUUUGGAGCCGUGUGGAUCCACACUCUUCGGAAACGCAGGUAAAGUGGGGAUCCUCAGCAAAGCAGCCACUCAUUCAUAGAGAGCCAAAUUUCUGCAAUCAAAUAGAUAAAUGCAAACAUAAAAGCCAUCAGUUUAAAAGAGUAUACAGUGGUACCCCGGGUUACAUAUGCUUCAGGUUACAGACGCUUCAGGUUACAGACUUCGCUAACCCAGAAAUAGUACCUCGGGUUAAGAACUUUGCUUCAGGAUGAGAACAGAAAUCGUGCUCCGGCAGCGUGGCAGCAGCAGGAGGCCCCAUUAGCUAAAGUGGUGCUUCAGGUUAAGAACAGUUUCAGGUUAAGAGGAGACCUCCAGAACAAAUUGAGUACCGUAUUUUUCGUCCCAUAGGACGCUCCGUCCCAUAGGACGCACCUAGUUUUUUUGGGGGGAAAUAAAGGAAAAAAAUAUUUUCCUUUAUUUCUCCCCCAAAACCAGGUCGGGGAACAGCGGGAUGGCGGCGCUGCGCCUCCCCGCUGUCCCCCGAGCUUGUGGGGCUGGCCGAUGUCUGCCCAGCGGGAGGGGCGCUCUGCGUCAGGGCAUGCCGGGCGGCAGGCUGCUAUCCGCAGCGUGGGAGCCCUGCGGAAACGCCUGCUGGGCUCCCCACGCUGCGGAUGUGUGCCCGGCGCGCAGGGCGCUCUGCUUCAGGGCGCGCCGGGCGGCAGGCUGCGGAUGUCUGCCCGGCGGGAGGGGCGCUCUGCUUCAGGGCGCCCUGCACGCCGGGCGACAGGCUGCUAUCCGCAGCGUGGGGACCCCUGCGGGAACUCCCACAGGGCUGCCUAGGCUGCGGAUGUGUUCCUGAAGUGCCGGACGCUCUGCUUUCAGUGCGCCCGGCGCUCCGGGAAACAGGCUGCUAUCCGCAGCCUAGACAGCCCUGCGGGAACUCCCGCAGGGCUGCCUAGGCUGCGGAUGUCUUCCUGAAGCCUGGAGAGCGAGAGAGGUCGGUGCGCACCGACCCCACUCGCUCUCCAGGCUUCAGCAAAAGCCUGCAUUCGCCCCAAAGGAAGCACCCAGAUUUCCCCUUCAUUUUUGGAGGGGGAAAGUGCAUCCUAUGGGGCGAAAAAUACGGUACUUAACCCAAGGUACCACUGCAUAUACUCUUGACUCCACAAGGCAUAGUUUUCAAGAGUUGGUGCUCAGAUGUGAGAUCUGUUUCAUACAUCUUAGAUAUAUGUCAAUCAAGUCAACGUAUCCCUCUGAAAUCCAGGGUCGGGGUUGAUGUGUGCAAGACUUGGCCACCAGUCCCCUGUAAAGGCCUCCUGUUCUGUCUCGCCCCUAGCAAGCCUGCAUUGCUGUGUAAGAGGCUAAGGCUAACACUGUGCACUAACCCUGAUAGCUAUGCUCUGCCUCCAUGGUUGGAGGCAGUAAUGCUUCAGAAUAGCAAUUGCUGGAAUUCACAGAUGUGCAGGAUGCUGUUGUGCUCAGGCCCUGCUUGCAGGUUUUGCAUGGGCUCCUGGGUGGCCGCUGUGAGAACAGGAUGCUGGACUAGAUGGGCUGCUAGCGUGUUCCAGCAGGGCUGUUUUGCACUCUUUUAUUUAUUAUUAUUAUUUAUUAAAUUAAAUUAUUAAAUUUUUAUGCCACCCUAUGCCCUCAGGUCUCAGGGCUUCUCAGCAAGCAUCAGUUUCCACAUGCCCACCUCCCCAAAGAGAUCCUUCCUCACUCUUCCAGAAAUUGGCUGUUUCCAUGUGGGUAGCCGUACCAAGAUAGGUUUUCAAACUGUCGUAAAUAAGUGCCUUACUUUGGUCCUGAAAGAGAGAGAGAAUCAAAACUGUCUUGCGUACAUUAUUAUUUCCUGCUGCGCAUACCUGUGACUAUAAAUAUUCAUUGCCAGGAAAGGGUAACAGUAUUUUAAUAAAAAGCAGUAGAUGUCAGUGGGCUCUGUUGCUACAGUAUUUUGAUUCAAACUCGCCUUUUUUAUUAUAGAUAUUAUUAUUAUUAUUAUUAUUAUUAUUAUUAUUUGCUGUCAGGAGAGUGUCAGCAGGACUAUUCUCUUCUGACUUUCCCUCUUGUCUUUGUUUCAGGGCUGAUGUGUUCAAGAUCCACUGGCUAAUGGCUGCUCUUCCUUUCACCAAGUCACUCUCAUUAGUCUUCCAUGCAGUAAGUAACCACUGUUUUUUUAGUUGCAACUAGCAAAGAAAAAAAACUGUCUUAAAUGAAACUGAUGAUUAUGAGCUGUGCGUUCAAAUGUAGAAAAGGCAGUGAGAUCUUCAAAUCAUUGGGUGAUAUAUUUAUUUAUUUAACAAGGUUCAUAUACUGCUUGAUUAUUGGCUGGCUGCACACUUUUGACAUCACUCCUGCCCUUUCCCCCUCCAGAUUGAUUACCACUACAUCUCCUCUCAAGGUUUUCCCAUCGAAGGCUGGGCUGUCGUCUACUACAUCACUCACCUGUAAGUAUGUGGAUCAUGAUGCUGUCCGCCAUGUGGUUUGCCACCUCCACAGAGGCUGGCCAGGGGAGUGUGUGGGUCCUCUCCUCCUUAGAUGAUUGGUCAUGGGGAGCACCGAGUUGGUCCUGCUUGAUGUCUGUAACCAUUGUUGUAGGUGCAAGAAUAGUUAUUUUGUCACCUCCAUCUGUAUUGGCUGUAUUGGGAACGUUUGGCCCUCCAGAUGUUCCUGAACUGUAUCUCUCAACAGCCCCAGCAACAGUGUUGGCCAGGGAUGAUGGGAAUUGUAGUCCAAAAAUGUGUGGAGAGCCAAAGCCACCUGCUCUUUAUACACUCAUAAUAUUGUUUCUGAUUACCUUAUUAUGUUUUAUAUUCUGCGGUUGCUGCCAAUGCUAGUGUAACUCAGAUUAGACCCAUUAGAAUUAAGGGGCCGAAGUUGGUCACAUUCAAUAAUUUCAGUGCACCUACUCUGAGUAAGACCAGCACUGGACACAACCCCAUUUCUGUAACCCUUAAGCAGAUGUGGUUGGUGUUCUCCUGUGCUUCUGAUAUGUGCCUUUGUGUUCAUUUUGCUAGUUAAUUGAUUAAUUUUCCUAAAUUGCUUUCUCCUGUUGAGAUGGCUUGGAGUGUAAGCACAGAAAUUAAAUAACAUGUUUUUGAAAUCCCUAGUGACAUUUACAUAAAGAUUGAUCAGUUUCUCUGUAGAGCACUAUCAACAUCACAUGGGCAUGGUUUUUUCUUCUUGGUUUUCAUGCAUGUAGCUUCUGAAACAGUUGUUCAAGGAAGCAUUUACUCCCCCUGCUGAUGCCAAUUUAACUUAAUUUAUUUUUUCACCAGGUUGAAGGGGGCUCUGCUCUUCAUCACCAUUGCUCUCAUUGGCACAGGCUGGGCAUUCAUUAAGCACAUCCUUUCUGACAAGGACAAGAAGAUCUUCAUGAUUGUCAUUCCACUCCAGGUGAGGUCUUGACCACCUCUGCAGGGGUGUGCUGUGUUGCACUUAUGAACUAAGAACUUCUGAGUUCUUCGAACACCCUUUAUGAGCUUAUGAAGUCAUCAUUGACCCCCAACCCAGAUUCUUAGGAAUGUUACAUGAAACAAAGGCAAGAAUAAUAAAAUCUUAGAGUUGGAUGGGACCCCAAUGGUUGCCUAGUCCGACCCCCUGCAGUGCAGAAGUCUCAAAUACAUCAUACAUGACAGGUGGCCAUCCAACCUCUGCUUAAAAACCUCCAAGGAAGGGAAGCCCACCACCUCCAGAGGGAGCCUGCCCCACUGUGUACCAGCUCUUUCUGUCAGAAAGUUCUUCCUGAUGUUUAGUCAGAAUCUCCUUACUUGUAAGUCGAAUUCAUUGGUACGGGUCCUACCCUCCAGAGCAGGAGAAAACAAGCUUGCUCCAUCUUCCAUGUGACCACCCUUUUGAUAUUUGAAGAUGGCCAUCAUAUCUCCUUUCAGUCUCCUCUUUUCCAGGCUAAACACACCCAAGUCCUUCAGCUGUUCUUCAUAAGGCUUGGGUUUCCAGAUGCUCAGGUGACUGAUGUCUUGCUUACUGCCCUUCUAACCAGGUCCUGGCCAACGUAGCCUACAUCAUCAUUGAGUCAACAGAAGAAGGCACAACGGAGUAUGGUCUCUGGAAAGAGAUCCUUUUCCUGGUCGACUUGCUCUGCUGCGGGGCCAUCCUCUUCCCAGUUGUAUGGUGAGUACCAGCGAGGGCAACUAUUUGUGAGUGUGAUGUGAAGUUCGUCUCUUUCUCCCUCUACCUUCCCUGUCCCUUUUUGCUUUUGUGCCAUGGCCUUUAGAUUGUAAGCCUGCAGGCAGGGACUGUCUUGUAUGAAUUGAUGCCAUGUUAAACCUCUCUGGGAAUCUUUGGGGCUCAAGAAGAGCAGGGUACAAAUGCUUUAAAUAAGUAAUACUUACUCCACCCACCAUCUUGUUUUUACUCUGCCUUGAUAACUGUCUCUAAUUCCUUUGAUACCAAAUGGAUUAAGCCUAAUACGUUAAAAGAUUCUUUCUCUGUGUGUGUUUUGUUUCAAAACUGCCUUUGUCUGUCUUGCAUGCCUGGCUGGUCCAGGGAAUGUAGCAGCAAGUUUUCCUAGCCAGCAGAGGAUGCUCCUCACUUGCAUAAAGCCCAUUGCAGUCUGUGUGCCUCCUUCUGGUGGGUUGGUGGUGCCAUUUUUGUCUUUUCUGAGCAUCUAUUGACUUGAACUCAUAAGAUGGUGUCUCCUUACCAAUUCACCUUAAUUCUCUCUUCUAGGUCAAUAAGACAUUUGCAGGAGGCUUCUGCAACAGAUGGGAAGGGUAAGCUGUUCAUUACCAUUGAGCUCCUACUCCCCAUAAAACUAUUGUGGGGAGCGAAGCUACACAAGUCCAGUCCCUUCCUGCCCCCACCUCAUGCUGGCAUUUUGUUGAUCCUUUUUAAGGGCAUUCAGAUUUUCUCACUGUGGAGUGAGACUUCAAACCUAUUAAUUGUAUCCAGCAAAAUCAGUAGUUCCCAGCUUUUCAAAAUCUGAUAGUCAUUUACACCUUCAACACCCCCUUGCUGCUCCCUUGCCUCUUAGGUAAUCCCACUGCCCAGGUGGCAGUGCAGCCCACUUUGAGAACCACCGAACUAGAGAGAAAGGGGACAUGCCUCUCAAGACUGUGUUUGCCAUCUUUAGCUUCUAUCGUUACUUCUGUUAUCUGUUUUAUUUUUUAAGAUUUAUUAGGAAGCCUGUGUUAACUGAUGCAACAUUCAGACAUAUGAAGCUGCCUAUGUCAAGACAGCCCCUUGGUCUCUUUAGCUCAGGAUUACCUCUUCUGACCAGCAGCUGCUUUCUCAGGCUGAGAGAGCCCUUCCCAUUCCUGUAACUAGAGCCAUUAUUAUUAUUCUCAUCAUUAUUUUAUUUAUUAAACGGAGAUACCAGGAACUCAGCGUGGGACCUGAAGACUCAGAUGAAGCCUUCCUAGAGCAGAUUACCAAACAUUCAAAAAGGAGAGCUAUAGUGGUUAUGGAAGACUUCAACUUCCCUGAUAACCUAUUGGAACUCACUCUGCCAAGAACAUAAGGUCCAACUAAUUCCUCCAUUGCCUUGCUGACAAUUUAAUUUCCCAGAAGGUGGAAGAAGUAUCAACGGGAUCAUCUAUCUUGGACCUGGACCUCAUCAGCAGGGAGAAAUUAAUUGACAAAGUGGAAGUACUGGGAAACUUGGGAGGAAGUGAUCAUGACCUCCUGGGUUUCAUGAUUACAGAGGCAAGGGAAAACUCUGUGUAAUUGGACAUGCCCUCUGGACAUUAAGAAGGCUGAUUUCAAAAGCUUAAGGAGCUAGCUACUGAAUGAGAUCCCAUGGUCAGAAAUACUCAAAGAGAAGGGAGUCCAAGAUGGAUGGGAGUUUCUUAAAGGUGAAAUAAUGAAGGCACAAAUGCAGACAAUUCCAACAAGAAAAAAAAGUGGGAGGCAUCUAAAGAAACCAGUGUGGCUGCAUAAGGAGCUUCCAGAUGAGCUGAGAUUUAAGAAGGGCAUGUGCAAGAAAUGGAAGAACAGGGAAUUCAUGGAGGAGGAGUAUACAGGAGUAGCCAGUAGUUGCAGGGAAAAGGUCAGAUGGGCCAAAGCUCAGAAUGAGCUCAGGCUUGCAAGAGAGCUUAAGAGUAAUAAAAAGGUGUAUUUGGCUAUGUUUAAAGCAAGAAGAAUAAGCAAAUAGUAGGUCCUCUGCGUGGUGAAGAUGGAGAAAUGCAAUUGGGUGACAGGCAGAACUGCUCCGUGCCUGCAUUGCUUCUGUCUUCACCCAAAAGCAAUAGUGUCCAACCUUAUGAUAACAGAAAAAGGAAUGUAAAGAUGGAGCUGCAGCCCAAGGUAGGAAAAGAGGUGUUAAGGGAACACUUGGCUCAAAUGUGCAAGGCCUAUACCCAAGGGUACUAAAGGAACUUGCAGAUGUACUCUCAGAGCCUCUGUCUAUAAUAUUUCAGAAUUCUUGGAAACCAGGUGAAGACCUAGAGGACUAGAGGUGAGCAAAUGUCCCAAACUUCAAAAAAAGGGAAGGAGACCCAUGUAGCUACCUACCAGUGAGCUUGACAUUGAUACCAGGAAAUGUCAUAGAACAUAUAAUUCAACAGUCAGUCUGUGAGCACUUAGAAAAAGAUGUUGUGAUUACUAAGACCCAGCAUGGGUUUCUCAAAAAUAAGCCAUGCCGGAUGAAUCAUAUUUCUUUUGUUAUAGAGUUACAAGCUUGGUGGAUCAGGGGUAUGCUGUGGGUGUAGUGUAUCUUGAUUUCAGUAAGGCUUUUGACAAAGUGCUCCAUGAUAUUCUUGUUGACAAGCUGGUAAACUGUGGGCUGGGUGAGGUAACUGUUAGGUGGAUUUGUAGCUGGUUGACUGACUGAAUCCAAAGAGUGUUCACUAAGGAUUCCUCAUCGUCCUGGACAAAAGUGUCUUGGAUGAAGGAAUUGAGGGGAUGCUCAUCCAAUUUGCAGAUGACACCAAGCUGGGAGAGGUAGCUAAUGCCGCAGAAGACAGCAUUGGGAUUCAAGAUGACCUUAACAGAUUGGAGAACUGAGCCCAGACUAACAAAACGAAUUUCAAUAGGGACAAAUGAAAGGUUUUGCACUUUGGCAAGAAGAACCAGCUGCACCAAAUAUAAGAUGGGGAACACCUGGCUUACUAGUAGUACAUUUGAAAAGGAUCUAUUGUCCAGAUCAAAGGAAGUAAUAGUACCGUUCUAUUCUGCCUUCAUCGGACCACACCUGGAGUACUAUGUACAGUUCUGGGCACCAUAAUUUAAGAAAGCUAUUGACAAGCUGGAACGUGUGCAGAGAAGGCAAACAAAGAUGAUCAAGGGUGCGGAAACCAACCCUUAUGAGGAAUGAUUAAGGGAGUUGGGUAUGUUUAACAUGGAUAAGAGGUGACUAAGAAGAGAUAUGGUAGCCAUCUCAAAUAUCCAAAGGGCUGUCACAUGGAAGAUGGAGCAAGUUUGUUUUCUCCUGCUCUGGAGGUUAGAACCAAACCAAUGGCUUCAAGGUACAGGAAAGGAGAUUUUUAAAACAUUAGGAUGAAAUUUCUGGCGGUAACAGCUGUUGGAAAUGGGAAUGGCUCCCUCAGAAGAUGGUAGACCCUCAUUCCUUGGAGGUUUUUAAGCAGAGGUUGGGUGGUCAUCUGUCUUGGGUGCUUUAGUUGAGAUUCUUGCAUUGCAGGGGUUUGGACUAGAUGACCCUUGACAUCCUUUCCAGCUCUAGGAUUCUAUAAAUCUGUGAUCUGUGACCUUCGUGCAAACGCACUGCUAUCACUUUUACUCUGCGUUUCUCCCCCAACUCUCCACUUAAAAAUAUAUAUAUAUGCAUAUUUAAUGUCUUGUGAGCCCAUGCUAGAGCCCGUUAUACUAGACUGCUUGAUGCAUUUUAUUUAAGAAGUAAAAUCCCUGUGCAGAUUUUUAGGAAAGGCUCUGCGCAAAAUUGAUCACAUAAACUUAUAUGUUCUUGGUUCAAGGGUGGAUAGGUCUGCCGGUGAAAUAUUUGGCCAGUCAAAUGUGCACCCACGGUCGAUGCUGGCGAAAGAGGGAGAGAGAGAUGGGCGUCUGCAUCCAGAGUUGUCUGGUGGUUGAUUUACGGUGUACCUUUCCUGCAUUGAAGCUGGCAGCCUGGAGGGCUUUUGCUUUAAAUUAUUAAAAAAUAUUUAUAGCCUGCCAUUUUGUGCAAGUGCAUCUCCCAAGGCGGCUUGCCAGGAGCCCAGCAGAUAAUGAAAUAAUAAAAGAUGUAGUAAAUGAAUGUGGCGAUAAGGUGGGGGGAGAGAGAGUGCAAAUGGUACCAGCAGCAGCAAGCAAGAAUUCCUAAUGCAGCAGUUUGGAGGGCCUCAGUUAUCCUUUGGAAUCAAAUCACGCUAGUAGGCUGGUGGAAGGAAGGCCACAAAGAGGAGCAGUCUAGGCUUCCCUUGGGGUGAUUUCAUAGGGAAAAGGUGCCCGCCCCAGGUAUUCUGCUUCUCCCUUUUCAUAUUUCAGUGAAGGAAACGGAGGUCAAACUUAAUAAAUAAACAUGAAGGUAAGUUGGUUGAUUCUAUUCCUACAUCCAUAGCUCGGUGGCAUCUCCAGGCAGGGCCAGGGAAAGACCCCCUGCCUGAAAGCAGCUGCCAGUCAGUGAGCACACUACUGAGCUAGAUGGGCUCCAAUGUUCUGAUUCUGUUUAUGCAGCUUUCUAUGUUCCUAUUUAUUCAGAACUGAUGAGGACUAGAAUCUUGCUUUGUUUUUAGCUGAAGGGCUGUUGUUCAGCAGAGCGCAUCUGCCUUGCAUUGAGAAGGUCCAAAGGUUCAGUCCCUGGCAUCUCUGGGUAGGGCUGGAAGAGCAGCUGCCAGUCAGUGUAGACACCACUGAGCUAGAUGAGCCCAGUGGUCUGACUUGGCAGCUUCCUUUGUUCAUAACUGGCAGGCAUAUUCUGGAAAAUGCCUGCUCUUGCCAGUUUAAGCUGAGGCUGCCCAUCUUCAGUGACAUCCGGACAUUCUCCCUUCCUGUUGACUUCUUUCAGCGUUGUAAAAAUAGUCUGCUAGGCACUGUGAGAGGUGUUUGCAUGUAAGAGAACACCUACUCUGGUUUCUCAAACUCUGUGCUUCCCUUGCUCAGCGCCACUGGGCACAUUGCAAGGGCAAGCAAUAAAAUUAGAGGAAAAGGCUGGGAAAGAGAAAUGGAAGGAGCCCAGUAAAAGAUGAUGCUGGGGCGCAGGAGGGGAAAGUGUCUGUCAAGGUGACUUAUUUGAAUUGAAGGAAGCUCUCUGUGUGGCAGGUAAAGGGAGCACUUGCCUCUCCUCAAAUAGGAUAUUGCAAUAGUUGGAAAGGGUUCAGAAAAGGGCAACCAAAAUAGUGGGUAUGGGGUGACUUAACUGUAGGGAAAGCUUCCAGCAUUUGGGACGUUACUUUAGAUAAAAGGCAAGUACGAAACAACAUGAUAAAAGCUUAUAAAAUGAUGUGCAGCAUGGAGAAAGUGCUAGAACUUGUGGACACCUUAUGAAUCUGAAUGUUGGAAGGUUCAGGACAGAUGAAAGAAGGGGCUUAUUCACACAGAAGCAUAGUUAAACUGUGGAACUCCCUCCCUCAGUAGGCAGGGAUGGCCACCAACAUGGCUGGCCUUAGACGGGGAUUUAACAGAGGGCUUUCAAUGGCUACCAGCCACAUGCUAUGCUUUGCCUCAAAUUUGGAGGCUACAAUGCUUCUGAAAAUCAGCCGCUGGGAAACGCAGAAGGAGGGGAGCUUGCUCUUGUGGUUGAAUCCUAUAUGUGAGUUUCCCACAAGCAUCUGUGAGACCAGAAUGCUGGACUAGAUUGGCCAUCGGUCUUUUCCAGCAGGCUUUUCUUAUAUUCUUAAAACUCUUUUCUCCAGCCACGCUUGUCUGCGUGGUCUUCAAUGCUCCAAUAAUCCCAAAGAGAGGGCACAGUGGGAGGAGCUAAUUUCUUGUGUCAUUUAGAAAAGCCUCUGUUCCUGCUUCCCUGGAGACAAUCAGCACUUGCCAUAGGUGAGCAUGCAAGUGGGUCUUGGACAAGCCCACUAGGACCUGUUUAAUCAGGACAAUGCAAGCCGCCUGUCUGCAGGAGGUAUUCAGAUGCAUACUUCUUGCAACACUGAAAUUAGAACAAGUAGGAGCUACUUCUGCAGGGGAACAUAAGUCAUUAAAAAACCCCAACCUUUGAAAUGGCAGGCAAGUUCUUUAGCUAUCAUCUCCUCACCUUGCGCUUUUUUAAGCAUACCAAAUGAAUCACAAUCCAUUAUGUUCCCAAAAUAAGAGGCUAAAGGCAAUUGGGCUGGUAGCUUUGAGUCAUAAAUGGACUCUGUGAUUUUCUCUCACCCACCCCUCUGGCCUGCUGCUGUCUCUUUUCCUUUAUGCUUAAAAGUUUGGAAGAAGAGGGUGGGUAGAGAGAGAAAACCCAUCCCCCUUCAGUCAGUUCACCACUAAUUGGGAGGCUAGGUGGGAAUGGAAAAAAGAAACGACAGAAAAAUGCAGAAUAACCGCACGGUAUACAGUUCCACUCUUCUCCCCAUGACCCUCUAUAUUUAAUCCAGCUCUCUCUCUCUUGCUUUAGAAUAAAUGUUUUUCUCCUAACAUUUUAACUGAAUAGCUAAAAACAAUGAAUAAAAAUAUAGUUUCUCGCUCCAGAAUUUUUCUUCAGUGCCAGCACUGCAAAUCAAAGCUCCUGAUUACAACAAUUUUUUACUUACUACCUAUGCUUCACCCUAGCAUCUCAGGAGUGGGUCACAAUUUAAAAUAUAGCAUUAAAAAAAUGUUUAAAACAAAUGACCAUUUAUUUAUUUAUUUGUCAAUCCAGCAUCUACAUCUUGGAACUCCCUGCCUGUUGAUUUCAGGCAGGUGCCUUGGAAUCAAGCAGUGCAUACAUUUUAUGAAAUAAAACUAUUUUAUUCAUUUUGUAAGACUUAUACACUGCUGGAUUAUUUUGGGGGGAAAAUGCAAACCCCCCCAAAGCAUUUGUUGCUCCACCCACUUUUACUGUUGGCCCCACCCAUCGUUGGCGUGUGACCCUCAGAAACUUAGACUGGAAGGGGAUGUGACCCUUGGGCUGAAAAAAAAACCCCUCUGUCUCUGAUGCAGAGAGGCUUCUUUUUUGUCUCUGAAAAUAAUGACAAAUGAAAAUCUCUCUCUCUUUGCGCAGUGCCGGGCAAGACCCGUGCGGUGUAAAUUAUCCCCUUUUCACAGUUGUUCUGCAGGAGAGUUCUUGACUGCUUUGUAAGCAAAUUGCAUGGCGGUUCCUGUUAGGCUGGUGCCCCCUUUGCCCUCGGCAAGGUCAGGGGAACAACAGGAGCCCACACUCCUCAUGCCCUCAAGCCAAGUGUGACAGCUGCACCAUCUGCCAUUGAUUGCUGUUCCUGGCUGUGCCGAUAAGAAGAGCCAUGUCCUGGGUGGGGAAGAUCUCUCCCUAGCCUUUCCAGUCAACCAGCGCCGUGGCUCUGGGCUCCCUCGUCAUAAUGCUCAUUGACUAACCUGCGAGGAUGUGUCAUGGGAACCAUGUUGCUCCUUAUGAUUGAGUGUGGCUCUGUCCCAUUAUGACCACAGCACGACUUACCGGAAUGAACCUUAGCUGCUGCUGGUGUGGGGUCUGUCGUCUUCAUUUGACAGAUCGAAGUGAACUCAGACAGCUUUAAGAGAGGAUCAGGCAAAUUCAUGAAGGAUAAAGCUGGGUACGGCUGCAAGCUGUGAUGGAUGUGUGCUACCUCCACUGCCGGAGGCACUUAUGUCCUGCUUGUGAGCUCCCCAUAAUAGGCAUCUGCUUGGCCCCUCUGAGAACAGGAUGCUGGACUUGAUGGGUCUGUGGCCUGAUCCAGCAGUGCUCUCACAUCCUACAUCCAGAGGCCGUUAAGCCUCUGAAUACCAGUUUCUGGGAAUAAGAACGGGGGAGUGCUGGCAUGUUCAGGUUCAGCUUGUGGGCUUCCCUAAGUGCCUGUGGAAAACGCUGAAGCAGAACCUGAGCACAGGAGCCCUCUAUCCUCCUGCGGUUUCCAGCAGCUGAUAUUCAGAAGUGUUACGGCAGAGCAUAGCUAUCAUGGCUAGUAGCUGUUGAUAAAAUUCUCCAUGAAUUUGCCCAGUGCUCUUCUAAAGCCUUCCUAGUUGUUGGCCCUCACUGCCUCCUGUGGGAGUGAGUUCCAUAGGUCAACUAUGCACCGCAUGAGGGAACCCUUUCCUUUUAUCUGUCCUGGACCUUCUAACAUUCACUCUCUUAGGAUGUCUGUGACUCCCAUUGUUAACGAGAGGAAGGGGGAGAGGGAGAGAGAAAGAGGGGGAUGGGACAUUUCUUUGUCCAGUGUCUCUAUGGCACGCAUUGUUUUAUAGACUAUCAAAUUGUCUCUUGCUUGCCUUUUCUCUAAAGUAAAAAGUCUCAAACACUGCAGUGUUUCCUCAUAAGAGAGUUGCUCCAUCCUUAUGACCAUUUUGGUUUGUCCCCAGUGAACAUAAAAUGCAGGACCAGUCAGUGUCCUCAUUCGAGGGACUUUGUUCUGCGUGGCAAAGAGAGUCUGUCCUCCUCAAAGCAAUGCAGGUUCUCAACCUUCACUUUCUCCUUCAGGUUGCAGCAGAGGCUUCUCUGUUUCCACUCUCCCCCUCCUUAAGUUGAUGGCACUGCAGCUAGCCUUGUUUUCCAUCACCGCACUCUGUGGACUCCUCUCUCACAUGUCCCGCCCCCCAACACCUUGUCCUUGAAACCAGCAUGGCUUUGGGUCUCUGGCAAGGCGGAAGCCAGCAAAUGCUAACUUGGCAGGUGGAAAGAGAAUUUUGGCUUAUUUAUAGCCGAGGCUUUCAACCUCCCUGCAUCUUGGCCUUCUGAAUAGGUUCUGGCCUGAGAGAUUGCGUGUGUGUGUGUGUGUGUGCACGCGUGUGCAUGUGGUCCAGUGCAGAGGUAGUGAAUCUUCUUAAGCCUGAUAGCCACCCAUGUGCAGAGGAGGGUGACCCAGAUGAUAAGGGGCCUGGAAAUCAAGUCUUAUCAGGAGUAGUUGGGUAUGUUUAUCCUGGAGAAGACUGAAUUGCAGGUGUGUUGUAUCAUUUUUUAAAAUGAUAAAGUGCAGGGUUUUCCACAGGGUCAAUAUGAGAUUGUGCAGGAGGUGAAUAAAGAUCUAGAGGUCAAAAGGGCCAUGGGUAGAAAAGAAGUUUACAAGGUAUGGUGUGAAAAAAUUAAUUAGGGACCAUGAGCCUAAGAAGUCAAGGGCCUGGACAUGCACAGAGUAUUAUGGUACCCUAUUAUUUUCACUUGUUCUACUUCCUUAUAUUUUGCAUUUUCUAAUUCUAGUGGUGAUUUAUGAUUGAUAAAUGACUUGAUUGAUAUUUCUUGACUUCAUUUCACUUGCAUUCCUCAGAAUGUGGGUUGUGGAUAGGGGUCAAUAAAAACUUUUGUGUGUUCAUGAAGAGCUCAUGGAACUCAGGGGUUUGUGUUUUGAGUCUCUUGGAGACCUUUGGGUUAAACAACAAUAAUUGCAUAAAUGCUACAUUUUUCUCCCUUUGCAGACAAGCUUUUGCCACCUUGCCCCUCCCGUCUUCAACCAUCCAUACUUUCUCCUUUUUCCACAGCUGCUAUUAACCUAGCAAAGCUGAAGCUGUUCCGGCACUACUACGUCAUGGUAAGGAGUUUGACACGAGCAGCUGUGAGCGGGGAGUCCUCGUUGCUGGUCCCACACUUUGGCACCGUCUGACUAACCCUCCUCCACUGCUUCUGAACUGCUCUUGCUUGCUCAUUGGGGCCAGGAGUAAGCAGCUGCAUAGCCUCUUUCAAUAGAAGCCAUGUUUUGGAGAUCUCACAAGUAACCUCCUGUUGAGAUUUUAGGCACUCUUCCCUCUCUGCAGAGGCAGGGAACCUAUUAGGAUGGCCCACCCUCGGAGGCUGAUGGAUCCAAUGGAUUUUCAGAUGGCCCUAGAGGAUUUUCUGGCUGAUAUGACUGGCCCUCCCAUCAAAGCCCCAACUGACCUCUAGAACAUCUGAAUGUCUCGGGGCAUUGACACGAUUGCCCCUGAGCACCCUCUCCCACUAUGUGGAGCCCACUGGGCUCCCUGGUAUAUCCCGGAGCAUAGGGCGAGGAAACAAGCUAGAAGACGGCUGAAACGCAAGUGUAGGAAAACUAGUUCAAUGCAGUUGAACUCUGGUAAGGACUAUCUAGUGGCAGUUAAGGCAGCAAAGAAGGCAUACUCUGCUGCUGCAAUUGCAUCCUCAUUGUACUUUCUGGCAGAGCUUUUCUGGGUGGUGCUGGGGCCUCUUACUGUCUCGCCCGAAGAAGGUUGCAGAACUGGUGGUAGCUCGCUGUAACUUAUUAGCAAAGUAUUUGUUGAUAAAAUAGCUUGCCUCUACUGGGAUCUUGACUCUGAAGAUGAAUCUGAAGGAGUGUCCAGAGCACUGUCUAGUCCUGUUGUGUUGGAUGAGUUUCAAUUAGUAAGGCUGAAGGAUGUGGACAAGAUGCUUGAAUCAGUCAGGUUGACCACUUGCAUUCUUGUCCCUGCUAGAUAAAAACUAGCAGGAAGGGGACAGUUGGCUGGGCCAGGCAGGUGUCUCCUUGCUAGAGGGGUUAAUCCCUGUCUGCUUGAAGGAGGCAGUGGUAAAACACUCCUCAACAAACCCUCCCUGGAUUUGGAAAAUCUUGAGUAACUACUGGCCACCUGCCAAUCUCCCCUUCUUGGGUAAGGUUUUUGAGCGAAUGGUGGUAGACCAGAUCCAGGCAGUCUUGGAGGAAACUGAUAUUUUAGAUCAACUUCAAUCAGGGUUUAGGCCCAGUUUUGGCCCAGAAACCGCUUUGGUUGUCCUGUAGAAUGACCUCUGUCAGGAGAGAAACAGGGGAAAUGUGUCAGUGUUAAUUCUCUUCAACCUCUCAGCAGUUUUUGAUACCAUCGACCAUGGGAUCCUUGAGGAGCAGCUGUCUGAGUUAGGGAUGGGUGGCACCGCUUUUCAGUGGUUCUGGUCCUACUUGGAUGGCAAUUUCCUGAGCGUGAUGCUUGAGGAAUGCUGUUUAGCUCCAUGGAGCCUUCAUUAUGGGGCUCCAUAUCCCUCAUGCUGUUUAACAUCUACAUGAAACCACUGAGUGGAGUCAUCUGGAGCUUUGGAAUGUGUUAUCAGCAUUAUGGUGAUGACACAUAGCUCUUCUUCUUUACACCAGCAAGUGAGGCAGCGGAUGUACUGGAUCAUUGUCUUGCCGCAAUAAUGGGAUAGAUGAGAGCCACUAAACUGAAGCUCAAUCCAGAUAAGACUGAGGCACUAUUAGUGGGUAGUUCCCUAGACCAGAUGGAUGGGAGGUUGCCUGCUCUUGAUGGGGUUACACUCCCUCUGAAGGAGUGGUUACGUAGCUUGGGGGUACUCCAGGAUCCAUUGCUGUUGCUUGAGGCUCAGGUGCUGUUGGUGGCAUAGAGUGCCUUCCAUUAGUUUUGGCUGGGGGCCUAGCUGCACUUCUAUCUGGACAGGAGUAGCCUAACUUCUGUCGCCUAUGUCCUGGUAACCUCUCGGUUAGAUUAUGGCAACGUGUUGUGUGUAUGGCUGCCUCUGAAGACGGUUUGGAAACGUCAGCUAGUGCAGAAUUCAGUUGCCAGGUUGCUCACUGGGGCAAGAUGGUUUAAGCAUAUUACACCAAUUCUGACACAACUGCACUGGCUGCGAAUUAGUUUCCAAGCCCAAUUCAAAGUGUUCGUUUUGACCUAUAAAGCUUAAAUGGCUUAGCAUCGCAAUACCUCAAGGGCUGCCUCUCCCCAUAUAAACCAACCAUCAUCUGAGGCCCUUCUUUCUGUGCCUCCUCCAUGAGAGGUCCAGAGGCUAGAAACAUAAGAACGGGCCUUUUCUGUGGUGGCUUCCUCUUUGUGGAAGUCUUUCCCUAGAGAAGCUUGCCUGGUGCCUUCCUUAUAUACUGUAUUUUUCCAUGUAUAAGACAAUGUUUGUUGCUAAAUUUGUUUAGUCAGAAAUAGGGGUUUGUCUUAUACAUGGAUUAUGAAUACACAGGGUUGUUGUUGUUUUGUUUUUUUAAAAAAACACUACUUGCCUUCCUGCGGCUGCCAUGAAGAAGCUGCCGGAACUGCCAAUGGUAUCUUUGGGCACCAGGCAAAAAUGUUUCUCUUUAACUAGUCCUUUUGCUGAUUAACAUUCCAUGUCCUUUUAAAUCUGUUUGAGGAAGGGGGAUUAUUGGUUUGUUGUAUUUUUGUUUUAUUACUUGUUUUCGUUUUAUAUUUUAAUGUUGUGAACUGCCCUGUGGCAUUCAGAUGAAGGGCAGUAUAUACAAAUUUAAUAAAUAAUAAUGCUUAUUCUUCACUGACCUGGUGGCUUCAGAUGUUGUUGGGCCACUGCUCCCAUCAUCCCUGAUCAUUGGGUGUGCUGGCUGGGGAGCGAUUGGAGUUGGGAGUCCAUCCACAUUGCAGGGGAUUGCAUUAAAUGACCCUUUGGGUCCCUUCCAGCGCUACACUUCUAUGAUUCUGUGAACAUCUGCAAGGGACCAAGGGGAACUGCUUUGUAAAGAGCCCCGGUUCCAUAUUGUCUGUGCUGAUAGGCAGCAGAUCUCCAGGGUCUCAGGCAGGGAACCUCUCCCACUCCUACCUGGAAAUGCCCAUGUGGAUUGGACCUGGGACCUUCUAUGUGCAAAUCAUGUGCUGUUAGAAUUUCCAGUGCGCAGAGCAUGGCUUGUGUCUCUUGCCAGAAGGUAGACUUCAGUUGCUGCAGUCACACACACUGAGAUGCUUGUACAGUAAGAAAACAGCAAAGUUGUUUAUUAUAGGUAGCUUGUCACUUGGUUGGAAAUGGUUUCAAGUUCUAAGCUAACUCACUAAUCUAGAGAAGACAAAGACAGCCAUGCUGCAUCCUUUGUUCUCACAGAAUAGAUCAAAGAUUACCUUCUGAGGAAAUUGCAAACAGGAUGCAGCCUAGGAUGUAUCAGUCUAACAUUAAAGAGACAGGAAGGUUAGCACCAUAGGUCAAAGGUACAGGGACAGUCUGGGAAUCUGGGAGUCUGUUGCUCUGUUUAACCCUGUGCAAAACCCUCUCAGCAAGCUCAGUGGCACCCAAACUUUCGUUGUGUGUGCUCUGCUACCGAGCUGCCAGUGAAGGACAGACUACCCUGAGAGACCUGGAGAAUGGACUAUUAGAUUGGUCCUACCCUGGUAAGUGCCUGGAUGGGAAGUCUGCUUGGAUGCCGCCACGCCUGCCCCUCCACAGACCAUAAGCCACAUUGAGUUUUAGUUAUAACUGUUGCCAAAUGCCUUGCCUCUCUGGCAGGAGAAGAAGAAUAUGCUUGUUGGGCAGUCACUGCUUGAGGUAAUUAUCUUCCCUAGAAGGCACCAGCCCAUUGAAACGCAAAUGGGAUCCAUCAAAAUUAGUAACAGGUUGAUUCGCUGUGACUCAAAUGAUCAGAUGGAAAUCAAGUGCUGCCAUUCCUCCAAUUCCACCUUUGUGAGAGGCAUUCCCAACCGACUUACAGAUGCAUGGAAAGCCCAUCCAUUGCACACUGAAAUCACAUGGCUUCCCCCUAAAGAAUCCUGAGAGCUGUAGUUUGUUAAGGGAAUUCUGAAUUUGAGCUAUGUGAUGGGGAAACUACCAUUCCCAGUAUUCUUUGCGGGAAAGCCAUUUGUUUAUUUGUGUAUUGCAUUUAUAUCCCACCCUUAUUUCCAAGGAGCUCAGGGUAGUAGUAUAUGUGGUUCUCCCCCUCCUCGUUUUAUCCCCACAACAGCCCUGUGAAGUAGGUUAUAGGCUGGGAAGCAAGUUCAUAUGCAGUGAGCUUCAUGAAUCUGAGUGUGGAUUUGAUUCCGGGUCUCCCAGGUCCUAGCCCAAGACUCUGAUCAUUGCACCACACUGAUUUUCAUGCGCUUUAAAUGUGUGUUGGGUGUGCUUUCUAUGUACGCUGUGGCUCUGCCCCAAAUCCCUGGCGAGAUUUUGAUUUAUUGGUGGGGCGUGAGUCUCUCUAGGGCUGUGUCUCCGUCGUUCUGACUGCUAACUCUGAUCCUCUCCCUCUGCUCACAGAUCGUGUGCUACAUUUACUUCACGCGGAUCAUUGCUAUUCUCAUCAAGAUCGCCGUUCCAUUCCAGUGGAAGUGGCUGUACCAGGUACCCCACCCCCCACUCCAGCAUGCUUCUUUCAAUGCUGUAACAUAACAUAAAUCUAUCAUGGAAACCUAUUCUUAAGCUUUGGCACUGGUAGCCAAUAUUUCAAGCCUGAUGCUCCCCCCCUUCCUGAAAUGUUGGUUCCCCCACCCACUCUUUCCCCAGUUUUUUUUCCUUCCUGCAGGUUAUUAUACGCUAGGACUGAAAAGUAAUUGCUUUAUUGAUCUGAGAACACACACAUUCAAGAAAUGCCCUUCAGACAUUAAUUGAGAACACAGAAAGGGUCAGGGAGAGAUUAUGGGGAAGGGGGGUGGGAACAUAGCAAGAAAAGCAAGCCCUAAAUUGGAAAAUAAAUAAAUGAAAACUACCCAUAAACCAUUAGAGAUAAUAAUAAAAAUACUUAAGGGUAACAGCCUCAUACCUGGAAAGUCAAAGAAACAAAAAAGAGAAUCAUUGUAGUUUUGAAAUUGGUUUGGUCCAUCAUCUCGAUUAAAAAUGGUGUCUAAUUUUAUCAGGAAAUAGAUGAAAACCUGCUCGUUGGUCUUGGGAACCAUCAUGUAAAAUUUGCUUACAGUAUCUUAAGAGGUGUCCAAAUGCAUAGCAAACAGGCAGGCAACUUUCCAAAACAUAUAGUAGAUAUACAAAUCACAUUACGAUUGGAGCAUAAAUUUUUAAUGGACAGCAUCUGAUAAAGCUGUGUCAGAGCAUCCAAUUCACUGCUGAUGAUGGCAACACUUGCAACAUGUACAAAGGCAUGAUGGAAAGCCUUUGAACCAACAGUCAGGAAAAACUGCACCUUUGAAAACCUUGCCAGGAGAGAUCAUCACAGACCACAGCAAGCAGAUGAAGCGAUGGGCAGAGCACUGUCUAGAACUGUACUGGUGGGAAAAUGUGGCCGCUCACACAGCAGUCGACGGCAUCCAGACCCUGCCUCUCUUGGAAGAGCUGGAUGUCUCUCCCUCCCUUGUCGAGCUGAAGAGACCAUCAACUCUCAGGCAUGUGGUAAAGCCCCAGGACAGGAAGGAUUCCCAACAGAAGUGCUGAAAGCCAGCCUCAAUUCCUCCCUCUUGACACCUCCACGGCCUCGUAUUCCAAUGUUGGGGGCAAGGAUCCUGCCACAAAUCAUACGCAACUCCAGCAUUGUGACCCUUUACAAAAACUAAAGUGACCGCUGUGACUGCAACAACUACCGUGGGAGCUCCUUGCUUUGUCCUGUGGGAAAAGCCUUGUAGUUCUCAACAGAUUGCAGUCACUCACUGACAGGGUCUGUCCUGGGUCAUUAUGCAGCUUUAGAGCUCAGAGGUCAGCAGCUGACACGAUUUUCUCACUGUGUCAGCUGCAGGAGAAAAGAGCAGAGAGGCCUGUUGUGCAUUGCCUUCAUAGACCUGAUGAAGGCCUUUGACCUCAUCAGCCAAAAAGGACUCUUCACACUGUUCUACAAGAUAGAAUGCCCACCUUAGCUCCACAAGAUGAUUGUGUCCUCCUACAAGAACAUGUGUGGCACUGUCCAGUAUGAUGGCUUAUUCUUGGACAUCUUACCUAUAGCUUUAUGGACGUGAGUUUUGGUAAGCUUACGACCGCCAGGAGCAAUGCCUUGAUGCCCCAUUGCCUUCCACAAAUGCUGCAUCAGGAAGAUUUUGGGCAUCACAUGGCAGGACAGUCUCAAACAAAGAUGUUCUCUCCCAAGCCCACAUUCCCAGCAUACUCACACCCCUUUCUCAGUGACAUCUAUGCUGGCUUGGUCCUGCCCACAGAAUGGAAGAUGGCAGGAUCCCCAAGGACAUGUUCUAUUCAGGACAGACCCACCGAAACUAACCAGCUUUUCAGACCUGUGCUAGGCUAGACGGAAUAAUGGUUUCACUUGGAAUAAAGUUGCUUCACAUGUAAGCACAGGUGAUCGAUCGUAGCUUCAGCAGUGGCUGAGUCUAAUGAACUAAGAGCCCCAUUUGGGUGGGAGUCCUGUUGCCCAGCAAUCUUUUCCAAGUGCCCCUCUCUUCUUUGUUGCAGCUGCUGGAUGAAAUGGCCACCUUGGUAUUCUUCGUCCUCACCGGGUACAAGUUCCGGCCUGCCUCUGACAACCCCUACUUGCAGCUCUCUCAGGACGAUGAUGAUGUCUUGGACAUGGAAGCUGUGUAAGGAGCCUGUUUCCUUGUAAUAAUUUAUAUUAAGAUGUUAAGCAUUACUAUAUACAGUACAGUUUUUUUAAAGGGGGGAAACAGAUAAAUUAGGACUCUGCAAUUUGUCUCUUGAUUUUGGUGCAUUCUGAUUAUAACAGAUAUUAUGUGACUCUUGUUGCUGUUGGGUGCGUCUGGAAGAAUCAAUGUUAGACAUUGAUUCAAUCUCAACAUUUCUGUUUAAUACAGUCCCAACUCUCUGUCUUUCCAAAAUUCAAACCCUUCAGUACGAAAUGUUCUCUGGAGCAGUGGCAGAAAUGGCAGGAAAGGGGGCAUCCCUUAAUGUCACUUAUGAUCCCUCCCUCCCCACCACUUCAACAAUUAAUAUAUAAUUUGAAACCCAAAGGGUACUUUUGUAGUGCAGGACUUCUACUAGAAAGGAAGACCAAUAAAUUGGAGCAGUUACAAUUGCUAUAUUAUGAUCCAAAUCUUAGCUGACUCCAUCUGGGACAAACUUUACAUGAUCCCUCAUUCAAACCCAGGUGAUUUUGAAUGUUGGUCCACCUGGGAAAGGAUUUGCAGCAGCAAUGUGUGAAGCAUUGCUACAAUCUACUUUAGGCAAUCCAAAGAGUAUUUUGCGUAUUGGGAUUCCUGCCCAGCUCCUGUGGAGUCAGCCUGGCCUACAUAGAGCAGCAAGGUGGGGAAUUGGGUGAGAGAUGUGUUGAAUCAGAAGCUCCUAACAAGGUGGGUGGUCCCAUGAUCUGCUCUAUCCUGUUAGGUCAGGAGUGGGGAACUUGUGGCGCUCCAGUUGUGGUUACAUCUUCAUCUCCUAUCAUCCCCAGUCAGUGGGGCCUAUGUCAAGGGAUGAUAGGAGCUAGGAACAAGACCUAGGUCACAGGUUCUCAUAUCCACGUUAGAUGUUUUGGGUGGCUCUUGUUCUUGACUCAUGUUGCCCAAGAUACAUGUUUCCAGAUCCAUUAUCUAGCUAUCUUUUAGUGUGGCAGACCCCACACUUUGGAACUCCCUGCCUAUUGACAUCUGGCAGCUGCCUUCACUUUAGUCUUUUUGGCAUCUCUAAAAGCAAGCCUGUCCUGACAUGUAGAACGUUGACAUGUGUUUUAAUCUGCUUUAUAGCUUCACGUUGGUUUCAUUUUUCUUUAAAUGUUUUAAAUAGUUGUUUUUGUUUGCUUAUCGUUUAAUUGCUUUAUACCUUUCUUAAAACACUUCAGUGCUUUAUUACAAUCAGGUGGUUAUAUAAAUCAUAUGAGAUAUCUAAAAUAAAUUGGCAGGCCUGCGGGUGGGGCGGGGGGGGGCUGAAUUUGAUGGAUGGGUGGAGCCACCGACCUGUCAAAUCACCUGGCAUCUCAAUGGCUCUCUUUAGCAUUUCAAAGGGACAAGCCUACAGUGUGAAAACAAAAUUUGCAUUCUUUGCUCUGCUUGCUUUUGGCUCUGGCCUUUUCCACCACUUGCAUGUGGCCCUCCGAAAGUUGCCUUGAAGCAAAUGUGGCUGUUGGGUUGAAAAAGGUGGGAGGUGGUUUCCAUGCUCCAGUUUCAGCCUUCCACUGACUCUUGUCCAGUGGCUAAAGUCUUACACCUUUACUCCCCAAAAGGAUCUUGGGAUGAUUGUCCUGUGAAAUGCUCUUGAGCUCUGCUCUGUGUCCCUGUCAGCAGGAUCAAAGAUCUGUUUGCUGGCUUUAUGUCCCCUGACGAGAAUGAUUCUUCUAGACAUCUGAAUGCCGCAGAUGUCUUGCAAAAGCUUUAAAUCUAAACUCCCAGGACUGCUGACCUGUUAGAAUUUUUCUUCCAAGGCUGCUGAGCCAGCUGCAAAUAGAGUGUUAAAGCUUGGACAUUUGUUGCUUGUGAAGGUGGUGGAAGCAAGGACCGAAAUCCUCCAAUGCAGCCCUCCCUGGUCAUUGCACUAAAGAUCAUUGACAUGUUCAUCAUCAGUAUUAUUAUUAAUUUAUUGCUCAACAUUCACCCUAAGGUUUCCAGGGAGUGUCUGUGUGGCAGGGGGUACAACACAACAUUAGAAACAAUUGAAAGCAACUUAUAACCACAAAUAUAAGGCGGGUCAUGAAACGUACACUUCAAGUGUCAAGAGGCCAGCGUCUUCAGCACCCUUUGGAAGCUAUGCAGUGAAGAUGCCAGACACACCUCUGUGGGGACAGAGUUCUACCACUCAGGUGCCGCCACAGAGAAGGCACUCUCCUUCAUUUACCAUAUUUUUCGCCCUAUAGGAUGCACUUUUUCCCCUCCAAAAAUGAAGGGGAAAUGUGUGUGCGUCCUGUGGGGCGAAUACAGGCUUUCGCUGAAGCCUGGAGAGUGAGAGGCUCUCGCUCUCCAGGCUUCAGGAAGCUCUGCGCAACCCUCCGGAGCCCAGCGCGAAGCCACGCCGGCCUCCGGAGCCUGCGCAGAGCUGCCUCUGCUCCCGGGCUCCGUGCAGCUCUGCGCAACCCUCCGGAGGCCGGCGCGGCUUGGCGCCGGGCUCCGGAGGGUCGCGCAGAGCUGCCUGCAUUCCGAAGCCUCGGGCGCGCUGAAGAGCGUGCCCGGGCUUCGCACAGCUGUCCGCAAGCCUAGGGAGACCGGCGCAACUCCCUAGGCUUGCGGAUAGCAGGCUGUUCUGGGGGCUGGGGUCGGGGGAAGCUUGGGCUUCCCCCGCGCCAGCCCCGUGCCGCGGGGGGGGGAAUAUUUUUUUUUCUUUAUUUCCCCCCCCCCAAAAAAAAACUAGGUGCGUCCUAUAGGGCGGUGCGUCCUAUGGGGCGAAAAAUACGGUAAUCCCUACAACAAUCCUGUGAGGUUUGUUGUGAGUUGGGAUUUGAAACCUCAUCUCCCAGGUCUUAGACCAACACUCUAACCAAUGCAGCACACUGACUGGUUGCUGUCAAAAUAUUGGGGUCAAAUACAUUCCAGUUAUUCAUUCAUUUAUUUUUCAGGAUUGUGUAAUUCCAUGUGGAUGCAGUGCGGGGGAGGCACAGAGAGUUGCAGCCAACAAAGUUUUACUCAGAGUAGACCUAUUAAAAUCAAUGUACCUCAGUUAGUCAUGGUCAUUUGUUUCAGUGGUUCUACUCAUGAGAAGGGGUGACAUUGGAUGCAACCCAGAAUUCAUUCAGGUGGUCUUUGCCCCUAAAGACCUGGCGAACUCUUGCCUGAUCUUCUGUUUGCUUAAAGGAGCAGUGCCUUGACAGGAGUGGCUUUCAAAACAAAUCCAAAGCUGGAUGAUGAUGAUGAUGUGUUCUUUGGGAUUGCAACCCAGAGGUGUCACUGUGUGUAGCCUGUUGCAACGGAAACCACAGAAGUUGUCUUGUGGAGUAAUAGACUAAUCCACAAGUACUGGGUGUGUGUGUGGUUCUUGCAGAAGCUAACUGCGGUAUGUGUAAUUUUUGCAGAGAACCAAGAACAUACAAAUGAGAGUCAGCAUGGUGUAGUGGUUAGAGUGGGACCUUAGGGUGAAGAGCCAAUAGUUAAUAAUAAAAAUAGUGUAGUAAGCCCGCAACCUAUGUGGGGGUUACGUUUCAGAGAUGGCUGCUAAAGCCAAAAUUGUGUAUUGUCAAAACAGAUUGGUUUCAAUGGCAGGUGAGAUUUCCCAGGUCUUUUUUGCUGGAUACCUGCCCCGUUUCCACCCCCCUUCUAAUAUAUAAUUUACCAAGUGUAUAAUGCUGAAUGUACAGACUUAAACGCACAUAAAUUUCAGGCUUAUUGUAAUAAUAAUAUUUAUUUUAAUGAUAUAUUGUUUGUUUCUUAAACUGUACGCAGGUUUGAGAUUUUUUUUUUGGGGGGGGGAUGUUUUUAAAUAAGUAAAGUGCAGCUUUGUUGAGUCUAAUCCCAGCUGGGAGAAGGGGGUGGGGAAUAGGGUGCAGGGAAUGCUUUUGCUUGUGGCACAUGUGCCCGCAAGUCUUUUGAUGGCAACCCACAGAUUGCCACAUCUUUUUGAUGUGCACUCUUUUCUUUUUUAACUAAAUUACAUCUCUUUCACCCAGGAAUGGGUUGUCGGGGGGGGCGGGGAGAACCUUCCCGCCAUGCGGCCCUGGUUGGGGCAAGAACAGCACUGAAGUGUUGCCUUAUCUCUAAGCGAUUUUUUCUGCUGUCCUCCUCCCCACAGGGUGACAACUUCGGGGGUCAUGGAAGGUAUGAAGAAAGUCAAGAAGGUGGUCAAUGGCUCGUCGUCGGAGCCCCAAGGCGAGAGGGAGAGUGCUGCAUGAUGGAGUCAAUACUUUCACCACCACCUCCGUUUCUUCUUCUCUCCCUUCUGCGCCCCCCACCCCACCCCCAAAAUUAGGACAAGGCAGCACUUUCAGAUAAACUUUAAUUUAUUGAUUUUCUGCUUCCCUCAACAGAAGGGGAGCAAGUUGAGUUUCCUGAUAUGGGAACUGGAGAACAUAGGGCAGUGGGAAAGGGCGGCUGGGGGUGGGUGGGGGCAAAAUCCUGUGCAAAAUUGAGAGAGAAUCACAAUCCUGCGUAUUCAUUUGUCCUGGGGAUUUGUGGCUCUUCUAGAGCCUUGCAAGGAAGCUCUCCUGUUUUAUGGUGAUGGCAGAUUUGUUUUAAUUUUUUUAACCUUUUAACAUUUUUGCUAAAGUUUUUUAACGCUCCUCCUGCUUUCUUUCGGAAACUUGACUGUGAGAAAGAAAAUAGAACCAUCGGUUCUAUUUGGCUCUUUGGGACACAACUUCCAAAUGUGAAAAAACCUGGUGAGAGUUGUAUAUGUAAAAGUAUAUAUGUAUAUCUAUAUUUUAUAUGAUGCCUUCUGACAUGCACCCCUCCCUGCAAUGUGUAACCUUUUGUGUGUGCUGGGGAGAUUUGACAAAAUGGUUUUAAAAGUGUUGGGUGUGGCGCAGGGGAGAUCUUUUGGGGUUUACUUGUAAAUGUUGUGCUGAGUUUAGGCAUCUUUUUCUCUCCCCCUUUUUCAUUUGAAUGGGGAGCAAAUAGGAAUUCUGCCUCCAGAUAGGAAUAGGAAUGUUUUCUUUCUUUUUUCUUCCUUUUUUGAGACCAAGGCUUCCUUACUACCCUCUUUAAUGGUGUGGACCAAAAAGCUGGGUCCCAUUUUGACUCUAUGCAGUUCCCUCAAGGGGUUCCAAAUAUGUGCAAUGGAGGGGGGGAUAUUCACUGAAUUAUUAUUAUUGUUAUUAUUGUUAUUUCUUCUCCCCCUUUGCUGAAAAGUGGUGAGGUCAGGUUUCAAAUCCCCGCCCCAAAUAAAUUACUGCAUAUAAGGAGUGAUCCAUGAACAGCUGCUCCUAGAGGGUUUCUUGGCUAGAGGAUCGGUGAAGCCGAGCUCUCCAAAUUCUUGGGAAUACUCUCAAGAAAGGAACCCCUGCUGCUUGCUUUCAUAUGUGAAAUGGGGUGAUUCACAAGCAGUGCAAGAAAUCUCUCUUUGCAUUGAGAAAACAGCCCAAGCAGGUCUCUGACCUCACAACGGAAAUUCUGUCUUCACUCUGUGAAGAGAACAUCAGCCUUUUCUCUUUUUUUGCUUAUGCAUUGUGAGCUAAAAACCCCUUCUCCCUCCUCUUCCAGUGCCCCCUUCUCUACCUGGCUAGCUUGGGGAUAAUGCAUGGAAAUUGCAUUGCCCUUGGGCAGAGCAAAUGUAAGCUGGCAAAGCAGGUAAGCAGAGAGAGAGUUUGUUCACCUGGCAGCUGGAGGGACGCCUGGGGUCUCCAGUCAGGAAGAUAAGUUUGUAUGAAGGGUUACAAAGAAAAGCUGCAUCCUACCAUUUAGAUGUGCUGGCUUCUGGAAGAGCGGGAUCAACGAGUGACCUGCUGUUGAAUCAGGAGCCAUGCGGUCCUAAGAGCCUUUCUUCUUGUUUAUUGUGAGUGAGGUCUCUUCAAACAGCAGCUGGCAGGUCCAGAAGUGUCAAUACAUGUCUUCUGUGCUCAUCCAAAGUUGUGCUCUCUCCCAAAGUUUGCAUGAAGGACACACAAAGCUAUCUCAAAGAGAGGCAGGGUAUCGUCUUCCCACAAGAACAGCCCUAUCAGCCUCAAGAUGCCAUUGGUGUUGAACUCCGCCGCUCAGAUAUUUGGUGGGGCCACCAGCCAGGAUCAUAGCAUCUUGAGCUCUGGUAUGGCUUGCCCACUAAGGGUUCAUUCAGUAGCCAUCAACCUUGCUUCGGCCAGCCAGACUCUUCCAACUUCAGUCAGCCCAUUAGAAGUUUUGUUGACGGACAAAUGGCAACGUCAGUAGUUUGGGUUGAAGUUGAGGAAGAGGCCAUCUUUUGGCACUACAAUCUCCACAUAUCCCACUCCUUUCCUUAUCUUCCACCUACCCAUCCUUCCUGCAGAAUGAAGGAACUGGACAAAAAGCACUACCCCCCCCCCCCAAAAAAAACCAUGCCUCUCAGUAGAUUGCAACAUAACGCUAAUGCAAAUGGGAAGGAUUUUUCCUUGUCCAUUGGAACAUCCUCCCCCAACCGCCACAGUAUACACCCCUAAGUCUGUUACAGAGAUUCCCCUGAUCCUCUGGAGCCAAUCUGGGGACAGUGCACAGCUUUCACAGGAGGAGGCAGGGGAAAGUCCUACUGUACAAGUAGAAAUCAUUCUGCUAACACAAUUACUUAGUUGGAUGCUCUGGGUUGAAGCUUUAUAAGGCCUUUGGGUCCAGCUGGCCUGUAAAGAGAGGAGAGAUUGCAAGAACAAGAGCUUUCCAUUGGGCUGAGAGUGGGAAGUGUUUCUUGGCCUGCAGCAGAACAGGAGCUGGCAUGUACAAGUAUGGGGGGCUCAGUCAGUCACUCUUCCACUUGUCGAAACCCGACGCUUUUAAAUGUUGUCGACUCUGAAUCAUACUAUUGAUGUUUUUAAAAAAUGGGUAGGUUGUUUUGCGGGGCGGGGGGAGUGGAUAACUCCCCCCCCCAACUGAUGUUUCAUCUUCAUCCUAAAAUGAGCUCAGCUUUCCUCUCUAUGUGCUUCACCCACUCCUCUCUUUGACAGCCAAAUCUUUUGGACAAGCAGCCAAGAGAGUUUUCUCCACCCAGUGUGUUCCCUUCAAAUGAUGAGCCCACUGCUUCAAAAACCAGGACUGUGCCACUUUUUAAAAAAUAAAAAGUAUCCCUUUUUAAAGGUGGGUAGGAAGAAGGAACAGCUUCUCUCGCUCCCAGUUCCUCCUUUCUCUCUCUGGAAUCCAUUGUGCAACUGCUCUAGAACCCAUUAUGUGACUGUGCUGGAACCUAUGUUUUCUUGCAGAGUGCACUCAUACCAGAUGUGUCCUCACUCCCAGUGGAGAUUUUGGCAUCUCACACUGAAAAAAGGAGCUUGCACCAUCCACAUCAACCCAGGGGAUAGUCCUGCUUUCUUUUUUUAAACACCUGAAGACCUGUGUAGGUGGAGGACCAAUUGGGUAGCUUAGCAAAGAGACUUGGUUAAUCUCAGAAAAUAGGUCCGCAUGAUUCCUGAUUUAUUUAUUUAUUUGUAACAUGGGCUGCACCUGCAGCCCUCUGGAUGUUUUUGGACUACAACUCCCAUUGUCCCUGGAUAAUUGGCCUUGCUGGCUGCUGGGAGUUGGAGUCAGAUAACAUCUGGAAGGUCACAGGUUCCUUCACCGCUGGAACUUUUAGAAGUUAAAAUAAUAGAUCCUUUUUUCAAAAAAAAAAAAAGGAAAAAAAGGUGUGCGGUUUAUUUUAUUGGGUGCUUCAAACAUCUGUGUAUUCCUUCAUGAAUCUCUUCAUGUUUUAAAGUUGUUGUUUUUUAACCUUUUAUCAGAAUAGAUAUAUGAAAUGGCAGUAUUUCUGUAAAGGGGAGCAGGGGGCAAUACCAAUCAGGGGACCUUUUCUCUCUCUAUGUAAUGUGGUUUUUCUGAUAUGGAAGAGAUGUACAAAAUAAAAGACUUGAUGACUAGGAAACUUU
Messenger RNA from Podarcis lilfordi (Lilford's wall lizard), 51344 nucleotides. NCBI's taxonomy places the organism in Eukaryota, Metazoa, Chordata, Lepidosauria, Squamata, Lacertidae. The record is from the annotation of a GenBank genome assembly.